This is a messenger RNA of Leguminivora glycinivorella, 60376 nucleotides long. RefSeq names its product titin-like (gene Kettin). Lineage: Eukaryota; Metazoa; Arthropoda; Insecta; Lepidoptera; Tortricidae. The transcript has 49 exons. The record is from RefSeq and is a predicted model, not a curated record. Gene Ontology annotation, molecular function: protein binding. The coding region runs from base 212 to 60064 and encodes 19950 amino acids.
CUCCACGGCUCCGCACUAUCCGCUAACUAUUCGCAAUCGACCGACGUCUUGGAUGUUGGACUUGGGUUAUAAUGACUUGACUUCUGCUAAAUGAACCCGUGGACUAGUAUAAGUUUAUUGCAGUGGCGUAUUUAUUUGACGGGCGAGCCCCGACGGUUAAUCGAGGACUAGUCGAGUGAGAGUUUAGUGCGUGUGCUGCUGUGGCGGCGUGAUGGAGAAGUCGAGGUGGUCGGAGCAGCGCUCCGAACAGCGCUCCGAGCAGCGCAUGCAGCACUCGGAGCGGCACGAGCAGAGCGUGCAGUCUGUGCAGCAGGAGGAACGCGUGCAGCGCACCGAGCACCACUACACGCGCCAGAUGCUCACCCAGCAACGAGUGGAGAGCGCUGGAGACCGGUUGGCUAUCACUUCAGGCAGACCGGGUGAGCCCUCGCCGCCGAUAUUCGAGCAAAUCUUCAAAAAUGCUAGAUUUGCGCAAGGCGGAAAUGCAAAAUUCGAAGGAAAACUUAGGGGUAACCCGACGCCAGUAGUUUCAUGGACGAGAAAGAAAGCACCAUUGGUAGAAUGUAAUAAAUAUAGUAUGAGCUACAACGAACAGACAGGUGAUGUGUCGUUACUUAUCAAGCAAAUAGGGCCUGGCGACGAGGGCGAAUAUACUUGCACAGCGCGCAAUCAGUAUGGCGAAGCCAUCUGCUCCGUGUACAUCCAGCCCGAGGGCGUGGCUAUGCCCACGCAGCAGGCCUCCCAGCAGCAGCAGAGUUACCGACACGUCAGCGAGAGCGUCGAGCACAAAUCCUACGGCACGCAAGGAUUCACAUCCGAGCAGUCCCGACAGACACAGAAAGUGGCCUACACUAACGGCACUUCUGAUUAUUCCUCAUCAGAAGAUUUUAAAGUGGAUACGUUCGAAUAUAGACUUUUGAGAGAAGUAUCAUUCAGAGAGACUAUCACCAGAAGGUACGUGGGCGAAAGUGACAUCCAAAUAAGCACUGAAAUCGAUAGAUCAUUAGGUGCAGUUGCUCCACCAAAGAUAGCUCAGAAGCCCAGAAACUCAAAACUCCAGGAGGGUGCCGACGCUCAAUUCAACGUACAGUUGUCAGGCAACCCCAGACCACGAGUGACGUGGUUCAGAAACGGGCAGAGAUUAGUUAACUCGAACAAACAUGAAAUUAUUACUACACAUAACCAGACCACACUUAGAGUUAAGAAUACGCAAAAGUCUGAUUCGGGCCACUACACGUUAUUGGCUGAAAAUCCCAAUGGAUGCAUUGUAACAUCAGCUUACCUCGCCGUAGAAUCGCCACAGGAAACUUACGUGCAGGAUAACAAAUCACAAUAUAUUAUGGAUUCUCAGCAAACAGAGACUGAAGAAAGAGUAGAAAUAGUUGAGAAAGCUCUCGCUCCGCAAUUUGUAAAGGUCUGCCAAGAUCGAGAUGUAACAGAAGGAAAGUUGACGCGAUUCGAUUGCCGCGUUACGGGCAGACCUUACCCUGAAGUCACGUGGUUCAUUAACGAUAGACAAAUCCGAGACGAUUAUAAUCAUAAGAUAUUAGUAAACGAGUCAGGUAAUCAUGCGCUUAUGAUUACAAACGUCGAUCGAAGUGACAGUGGUGUAGUCACAUGUGUCGCCCGCAACAAGAGCGGCGAGACAUCCUUCCAGUGCCGGCUGAACGUUAUCGAGAAGGAGCAAGUGGUAGCCCCCAAGUUCGUUGAGCGUUUCAGCACUCUGAGCGUACGCGAAGGCGAACCUGUGGCGCUAAAUGCACGAGCAGUUGGCACACCUACACCGCGGAUCACAUGGCAGAAGGACGGCGUUCCGAUUAUACCCAAUCCAGAAUUACGAAUUAAUACCGAUGGUGGGACCUCGACACUGGACAUCCCUCGAGCCAAGGCGUCGGAUGCGGCAUGGUAUCAGUGCACCGCCCAGAACGUCGCAGGUUCCACCGCAACUCGGGCAAGGCUCUACGUGGAAGUGCCGAAGGAGCCUCCGCCCGAACAAAAGCGUCUGCACUUACCGCGGCCAACAAGGAUAAUCGAACCAGAGCCUGCUCCUGGACCAGAGGUUAUUUACUUAAGGCAUGUGGAAAGGGCACGACCUUACGUUCCUCCGGGUGAGGAAGACCGAGUUUAUCCUCCACCGCAGUUUAUCGUGCCACUGAAAAGCAUAUCACAGAUGGAAGGUGGCAAGGUUCACUUUGAAACGAGGAUAGAACCGGUCGGCGACCCAACGAUGAAGAUAGAAUGGUUGAGAAAUGGACAAAGUAUCGAAGCUAGCUCAAGAUUUACUUCAAUAUUCAGGUUUGGAUAUAUUUCUCUAGAUAUGCUCAGUCUUAACAUUCAAGAUAGUGGAGAAUACACAUGCCGAGCUAUUAGUGCCACUGGUAUGGCCGAGACUAAAGCAAUGUUGCAAGUUACACCUAGAGCAACUAUUGAAAGAACUAGUCAACACCCGGAAAGUCUUCAAUACAUUCAACAACUAGAAGAUUACUCUAGAUAUCAGCAUCAAGAGUCAGUCGAAGAGAAUAUUUCACAGAGACCUCAAUUUAUCAGGCCUCUACAAGAACUUGGAGAGCUCCAAGAGGGCAGAAACGCGCACUUUGAAGCUCAAUUGACGCCGGUCAGCGACCCGCACAUGAGAGUAGAGUGGUACAAAGACGGUCGUCCGAUUACAGCCAGCUCGCGAAUCACGUCAAUCUUCAACUUCGGUUACGUCUCCCUUAACAUCAUGCACCUACGGGCUGAAGAUGCAGGUUCGUACACGGUGAGAGCUGUAAACAAACUGGGCGAAGCUGUCAGCACCGCUUCCAUCAAAGUGGCGGCAAGGAGCACGGUCACUUCAGAUCUCGGCAUACCAGAGCAAAAACGUUACAUAGAAAAAACAGAACAAUUAGAAGCAUAUCAGCAACAGCAACAUGUUAAAUAUUAUCAAGAAGUACCUGAAAGUACUCAACGACCAGAAUUCAAAACACCUAUUAAAGAUCAGCUGAACGUUAAGGAAGGUGGUUUUGCCCAUUUUGAGGCUCGUCUCGAGCCGGUGGGCGACUCUACCUUGAGAGUAGAAUGGUUAAAGGACGGACGUCCUGUGGAAGCUAGUUCAAGAAUAACGACAUUCUUCAACUUUGGAUAUGUAGCACUUACAAUCAAGUCAGUAACUGUACAUGAUGCCGGUCACUACACUUGCCGAGCUUACAAUGCACUCGGACAAGCAACUACUAGUGCUCACUGCACUAUUGUAACCAAGAAAGAUAUUAUUGCGGAAUCGCAACACCCUGGUGGUCUCGAGAAGAUUCAACAUCUAGAGGAUACGAGUAGAUACACGAGGAAAUCGGAAGAAGAAGUGAGAGUAGCACCUAAGCCUCGCUUCCUUGGGCCUUUAAAGGGUACAAACAAAAUUGUCGAAGGGCAAAGUGCCCACUUCGAAGCGAGAGUAGAGCCUCAGAGCGACUUGACUAUGUCUGUUGAAUGGUAUUUCAAUGGAAAGCAAAUCAAGCAAGCUAAUCGUACUCAAACUUACCAUGAUUUCGGAUACGUUGCGUUGGAUAUAUCUAGUGUUCGAGCUGAAGACUCCGGAACGUACACGGUUGUAGCUCGCAACGCCGCUGGGGAAGCUCAGUUGAGCACUUCAAUGGUAGUAGAAACACGGUCCAGUAUUGAUACAUCAAGUAUUCAUCGUGGCCUAUACGAGAAAACACGUCACCUUGAAGAGGCUAAAUUUGUGGAACCAAUGUAUCAAAUUGAGGAAAUUUCAAAGUCGAAACCGAUUUUCGUACAGCCGCUUUCAGACCCAGCGCCUGUAUCAGAAGGUAAAAAUAUCCACCUUGAAUGCAGGUUGGAACCUAUGGGUGAUCCUACAAUGAGAGUCGAAUGGUUCCACAAUGGAAGGGCUGUGACUGUUGGUUCCAGAUUUAGAACUUAUUAUGACUUUGGUUUUGUGGCACUGGAUAUAAUUCACGCUACAUCUACUGACACCGGUGAAUAUACAGUAAGAGCAGUCAACCACUUAGGUUCAGCUCACACCUCAGCAAUGGUACGAGUCAUCGAAAGAUCAGACAUUCUCACGGAGACUCAGAAUGAACAAGCUGUCGAACAAAUUCAAAUGCUUGAGGAUGCAGCUCGCAGAAGUAGACAAGUUCAAGAAGAUAUAACAGUAAUGCAGGCGCCUCAAUUUUCAAGGUCCCUGCAUAACGUCGAAACCGUUGAGGGAACAAACGUACAUCUGGAAUGUCGAUUGCAACCAGUUGGCGAUCCGACUAUGAGAGUAGAUUGGUUCUGCAAUGGCAGGCCGAUUAAGACUGGCCACAGAUUUAGACCAGCUUACGAAUUUGAUUAUGUCGCUCUUGAUCUGUUAAGCGUGUAUCCUGAAGAUUCCGGAGUAUACACUUGUCAAGCGACAAACCAGCUAGGCGAAGCUGUGACUUCAUGUGCGCUGCGCGUUAUCGCAAAGAAGGACCUUAUUUUUGAGUCUCAGCAUCCAUCAGGUCUCGAAAAGAUUCAGUACCUCGAAGAUGCUUCGCGUUAUAAGAAGUCCGAAAUGAUCGACGAAACUGUUAAUAUUAAACCACACUUCGUCACCAAGCCCAAAUCAAUAGAAAACGUUGUAGAAGGGCAUCAUGUCCACUUUGAAUGCAAAUUGGAGCCCGUAACAGAUCCUAAUUUGAAAGUGGAAUGGUUUAAGAAUGGUCAACCCGUGACUAUUGGACACCGAUUCAGACCAAUCCACGACUUUGGCUAUGUAGCAUUGGAUAUCAUUGACUUAAUUGCAGAAGACUCCGGAGUAUAUACCUGUAGGGCGGUUAAUCAUGUCGGAACCGACGAAGUCAGCUGUAGGCUUUCUUGCCGUGGAACAGCAGACAUUAUUAGGGGCACACAAAACGAAGCCGGCCUGGAACAGAUUCAGCAUCUAGAAGACCGAACCAAAUAUCACAGAUCAGACAUGGUCGAUGAAAUAACGACCCAAGCACCUAUUUUCACAACAUCACUUAAGAACGUAGAAAUCAAGGAAGGUCAGCGUGCGCAUUUUGAGUGUAGAUUAAUUCCGGUUUCUGAUCCCACAAUGAAAGUAGAAUGGUACCAUAACAAUCGCCCUCUUAAGAGUGGUUCCAGGUUCACGGAGACCAACAACUUUGGAUUUGUAGCUCUCGACAUCAUGUCUUGUUUGCCAGAGGAUUCUGGAACUUACACUUGCAGAGCUAUUAACGCUCUGGGAGAAGCGGUUACCUCUGGAAUCGCUAUUGUACAUUCCAAAAAAUCGAUUUAUUUGGAAUCACAACAUGAAGGAGCUUUGGGUAGGCUCAAUCAGCUAGAAGAUACAUCACGAUACCAGAGGCACAGUGCUCAAGAUGAAUUCAUAACUCAGGCUCCGGUAUUUACAAUGCCAAUGAAAGAUAUUAAGGUAGCUGAAAACCAGGCCGCGCACUUUGAAGCUAGGCUUAUUCCAGUCGGUGACCCUAAACUUCGCGUCGAGUGGUUGCGCAAUGGGGUUCCCAUCGAAGCAUCUAAUCGCUUGACGACAAUGCAUGACUUCGGGUACGUCGCUCUAAAUAUGAAAUACGUCAACCCAGAGGACUCUGGUACUUACACUUGCCGGGCUAUAAAUGAGCAGGGUGAGGCUGUCACAUCCUCGACUCUCUUCGUACAAUCCAAAGCAUCACUCCAAUUUGAGUCACAGCACGAAAGCGCCUUAGAAAAGAUUCAACAACUGGAAGGCGCGACUCGUUACCAGCGUAGAGAGGAAGUUGAUAUUGCUAUCAACCAGGCGCCUAGAUUCGUUACUCAACUGAAUGGACCUUCAAAGCUAGUAGAGGGCCAAAGCGCACAUUAUGAGUGUAGGAUCGAGCCAUACCCAGAUCCUAAUAUGCGCGUAGAAUGGUACUUCAAUGGCAAGGUUCUUCAAAGUGGUCAUCGUUAUCGUACUUCGUAUGAUUUUGGUUUCGCAGCUCUUGACAUCCUUCAAGUAUACGGUGAAGAUUCUGGCGAAUACACAUGCAAGGUCAUCAAUAACUUAGGCCAGGCUACUUCUUCAAUCAAGUUAAACGUUCAAUCUAAGGAAUCUAUUAUCAGAGAUACACAACACGAAAGCGCACUGGAGAAGAUCCAAUAUCUCGAAGACGAGAGCAGAAACAAGCGCAUCGUCCGCGAUGAGAGUUUCGUGGCGGAGAAGCCUCAGUUUGGCAAACCACUCAAAAAUACUCAUGUGGCUGAAGGCCACCCAGUCCACCUGGAAGCAACACUUACACCAGUUAACGAUCCAACCAUGCGUGUAGAAUGGUAUUGCAAUGGCAGGCCGGUCGCACAGGGCCACAGAUUCAAGACUACGUACGACUUUGGUUAUGUCGCACUGGAUGUUCUAUAUGCUUAUUCCGAAGACACCGGCACUUAUAUGUGCAAGGCUACAAAUGCCGUCGGUGAAGCAGUUACUACGAGCUCGGUAAAAGUUGAUGCUAAAGCUGGUCUUUACCUCGAUACUUUGGAUGAGCAAAGGUUGAAAAAAAUACAAGAACUUGAACGGUUUGAGAGACCGAAAGCAGUUGAAGAGGAAAAACCUGGUCAGCGACCGGUGUUCCUUACGGCUCUAACUAGUCUUGAAAAUUUGAAAGAAGGAGAUAGGGCUCACUUUGAAUGCAGAGUAGAGCCAAUUAACGACCCCGAUUUGGAAAUCGAGUGGUUCCUUAACGGUAAAAAGAUCAGAGCUGGUCACAGAUAUAGAACGACACAUGACUUUGGUUAUGUCGCUUUAGAUAUUCUUUAUACUUAUUCUGAAGACUCAGGCACUUACAUGUGCAAAGCUACCAACAAGCUGGGUGAAGCGGUUAACACUUGUACUAUGAAGGUUGCAGGUCAUAGAAGUAUCAUCCUGGACACCCAACAUCCUAAUGGCCUCGAGAAGAUCAGACAAUUGGAAGCACAAGGUCAUCACACUAGGAUGGAAAUCGAAGAGCCUACGAUCAGUACACCUAGGUUCGUCACUGAGCUUCGAGGAACAACUCAUGUAUAUGAAGGACAGACUGCGCAUUUCGAAUGUCAGGUUGAGCCUAUUCACGAUCCGAACUUGCGUAUUGAAUUUUACCACAAUGGUAAAGCCCUGCAAUCUGCCUCACGGUUCCAUAUCACUUUUGAUUUUGGUUAUGUGUCGUUGGAUAUCCAGCACUGUGUGCCAGAAGAUGCGGGUGAAUAUUCUGUAAAAGCAAUUAACGCUCUUGGGCAGUGCACGUCCGCCAUAUCCAUGACAGUAACCGCAAAAGGCAGUAUUAUAAUGGAAUCACAACGUCCCGAGGGUCUGGAAAAGAUCCGGGAACUAGAAUCUGUGGAGCCGUUUAAGCGGCCUGAAAUUCCAGAACCGGUCACAAGGCAAAGACCCGUAUUUACUCAGCCACUUCAGAACAUUGAUAACAUACAAGAAGGACAAACAGCACACUUUGACUGCCGCCUUAUACCAGUCGGGGAUCCGACUCUUAAGGUGGAAUGGUUCAGAAACGAGAAGCUCAUCGAAGAUAGCUCUAGGAUUACUAAGACCCACGAUUUUGGUUACGUAUCAAUGACCAUUACUCAUGUGCGUGAUGAAGACGAGGGCGUCUACAUGUGCAGAGCCUCGAAUCUAUUAGGAGAGGCAGUUACAACUGCUGCCAUGAAAAUUAAGACUAAGGCAGCCAUUCAAAUGGAUACUCAACACCCUGAAGGAAUGAAGAAGAUUCAACGCCUUGAAGAGCCUACGCAGAGAAGACCUGAUGAGCCAGAGAGAGAGUUUGAAAAGCCCAUCUUUACUCAAGUUCUCACAGGGCCUUCGGAAUUGUGGGAAGGACAGCAUGCCCACUAUGAAGCGCGUGUGGUACCAGUAGGUGACCCUAGCCUUCGGUUUGAGUGGUACAUUAAUGGCGUAGAACUUAAAAUGGGAUCAAGAUUCCGAACAACGCAUGAUUUUGGUUUUGUAACUUUGGACAUCAAUUCCGUUGUUGCGGCUGACGCUGGGUUAUACAUGUGCAAGGCUAUUAAUAGAGCUGGUAGCACAGUAUCUUCGACAUCUUUAAAAGUUAAGACUAAGUCUACUAUUGUUGACCAAGCAAUGCGUCCAGAAUCUUGGGAACAAAUUCAACUUAAAGAAGCUGCAAUGAAUAAGGUUCCUGAGAUGUUUAUUGAUUCUGGUGUUCAACAAGCGCCGAUUUUCACUACUCACUUAAAGAGUUAUGACAAACUCGUUGAAGGCCAACAUGUGUACCUCGAAGCCCAGGUCGAGCCACGCACUGAUCCAAACUUAAGAAUAGAAUGGUUUAAAAAUGGAAUGUCUUUAACAACAGGUUCGAGAAUCAAGAGCACAUUUGACUUUGGCCUAGUGACACUGUCUAUUAAUGGUAUUAGAAUCGACGAUUCAGGUAUUUAUACAUGCAAAGCAACAAAUCUAAUGGGAGAAGCUGUUUCUACUUCAUCUAUUAAAAUUGAAGACCGUCAUUGGCUUCUUGGAGAAUCUCUUCAUCCUGAAUCUCUGGAUAGAAUUGGAGCUUUGGAGCAACCUAAAGCUGCCAAACCAGAAUCGCCUGAGCCAACUUACGAGAUCCCAGUGUUUAUCUCGCAUCUGAAUAAUAUCGUUUGCAAAGAAGGUGAUAACAUUCACUUCGAAUGCAAUGUUGAGCCAUCUAGAGACCCUACACUGAAAAUUGAAUGGUUCUUCAACAAUCAACCACUUCCUUCAGGUACUCGGUAUAAGGCAACACAUGACUUUAGUUAUGUGUCAUUAGAUGUUACCCACACGUACGAAGAAGAUUCUGGAAUCUACACUUGCAAGGCUACCAAUAGCAAGGGUUCAGCCACUACAUCUGGUUCUUUGAGGUGUACUGGAGAUAAACAUAUUUACCUUGAUACACAACAUCCCCAGGGAAAAUCUGGUUUGGAAGCAGUCGAGCAGGCCGAAGAAGCCCGACAAGCAAAAGGUAGACGAUCUUCCGUACCUGACGCAGACUAUCCUAAGCCUGAAUGGGUCGUCCCCGUGGCGCCUGAGCAUCAAUUAGUCGAGGGUCAAUCUCUUCACCUCGAGGGUCAAGUGGAACCGAAGAAUGAUCCUAAUCUGAAAAUUGAAUGGUAUUUCAACGGUAAAGCAUUACAACAGGCAUCGCGGUUCAAACUAACUAGUGAUUUUGGAUUUGUGACACUUGACUUAAUUGAUGUAUAUGAAAGAGACAGUGGUAUUUACACAUGUAAGGCUUUCAAUAAGAAAGGAGAAGCAUUUACCUCAUCAACCGUUUUCUGUACCAGCAAGGCUAACCUCAUUGAAGGAACCCAACAUCCAAAGGGAACUGAAGGACUUGAAAAGAUUCAAAACCUUGAAGAUUCUCUUCGAAGAGAGCCCGGUCAGAAGCCUGAUGACGAUACUGGAAGGGCUCCUGAAUUCACAACGGUAUUCCAAGACAUAGUAGAUAUUAGCGAGGGACAGAUCGCUCAUUAUGAAGCAUCACUGAUACCGACUGGUGACCAAACAAUGGUGAUCGAAUGGUUCUACAAUGGAAAAACAAUUGAAGCGAGUCACCGUAUUAGAACUGUAUACGCCUUUGGUAUGUGUGUCCUUGAAAUUUUAGGCACCAAAACUACUGACUCUGGCACAUACUCUUGCCGUGCUACUAACAAGUGGGGACAAGCUGAAAUCAGUGUCAAACUAGAAUGCGUAGAUAAGAGCAAGGGACAAAAGCCUAGAUUCACUACACACAUUCAAAAUGUCGAGGGCUUGAAAGACGGGCAAUCGGCUCACUUCGAAUGUACGGUAGUACCUGUUGAUGAUCCCGACAUGAAGAUUGAAUGGUAUCACAAUGGUCAACUUUUGCGUCAUUCUACAAGGAUAAAGACAGUUUCUGAUUUCGGUUUUGUUGUGAUGGAUAUAGCGUACACGCAGAAUCACGAUGCUGGAGAAUACGUAUGUCGAGCUUACAACAAAUAUGGAGAGGACUUCACCAAAGCGACAAUAAGUUGCUACAGUCGAAGCGGAGUAUACUUGGAGAGUUUGCAACCAGAUUCGCUAGCAAAAAUCAGGGAGUUGGAGAAUUUGCAUGGCGCACAGCAACAAGCGCCAGCCACUCCGUCUGCUGAGCCGCCGAAGUUCCUCACUCAAAUCCAGGACGUAACUAAACUGGUAGAAGGCCAGAGUGCUCACUUUGAAGCGAGAUUGAUACCUGUUGAUGACCCAGACCUUAAGGUUGAAUGGUUUUAUAACGGCAAGAAACUACCUCAUGGACAUAGGUAUAGAACAUUCCAUGACUUUGGCAUCGUUAUAUUGGAUAUAUUAUAUUGCUACGAAGAAAAUUCUGGUGUGUACGAGUGUGUUGCGACCAAUAAAUUGGGCCGUGAUUCAACCAAGGCUACGCUCAAAUGCACAUCAAAAGAGAACUUGAUCUUGGACUCGCAACUCCCGCGGGGCAUGGAAGGUGGCUUGGAAAAGUUACAAACAUUGGAAGAUUCGAUGAUACGAAGGAAAGAUACCGAUAUUCAGGAGGAAAGAGGAAAGGCUCCUGUAUUUACUGUACCUCUGUCUAAUAUCGAAAACCUGCGAGAAGGAGAAAAUGCUCACUUUGAAGCUCGUCUCACACCUACUGAUGAUCCCAACCUUAAAGUCGAAUGGUACUGGAACGGUAAAUCACUAAAGGCUGGUUCGAGGUUCAGGACGUUCUGUGAUUUCGGAUUUGUAAUCCUAGAAAUCUCGCCCACUUAUCCAGAAGACUCUGGUGAAUAUUUAUGCCGAGCUUACAACAACUAUGGCGAAGCAGUAACCACGGCCACUAUGAAGGUGCAAGGCAAACGCAAUAUAAUUCUCGAAUCGCAAUUGCCCAAGGGUAUGGAAGGCACUAUUGAUAAAAUAGCAGUACUCGAAGGUUACACUGGCACAGUAGAUUCGAUGUCACCCGAAGUAGAGAGUGGAAACCCACCAGAAUUCAUAACCACGCCUUCCGAUCUCAUUCUGACGGAGAAUUCAUCAGCUCACUUUGAAUGUCGCUUGGUACCAAUUAAUGAUUCUAGCAUGAGAGUGGAAUGGUUCCACAACGGAAAACCAUUAUUGACUGGCUCUAGAGUAAAGACCAUCAACGACUUUGGUUUCGUCAUCUUGGAAGUUGGCGGAGUUUAUCAGAGAGAUGCUGGUUUAUACACUUGUAAGGCUACAAACCGACACGGUGAGGCAACCGUCUCAUGUAAACUACAAGUCAAGGGCAGGCAAGGCAUUGUUCUUGAACCUCAACUACCAUCUCACUUCAAAUCAGGCACUGAGAGUAUUCAAAGGCUUGAAGAAACUUUGCACAAGCGCGAGGAAAUUAUGUCCGAAGAUGAAAAACCUAACCCACCGAGAUUCACUGUAGAAAUUAAGGACAACGUGGAUGUUCCUGAAGGUGGACCCAUCCACUUCGACUGCCGCGUAGAACCUGUAGGGGACCCGACAAUGAGAAUCGACUGGUUCCACAACGGCAGGCCAUUUGCAACUGGGUCCCGCGUACACAUGCUGAAUGAUUUUGGUUUUAUUGCUUUAGAUAUCGAUUAUAUCUACGCACGUGAUGCUGGUGAAUAUACAUGUCGUGCCACUAAUAAGUGGGGCUCUGCCACCACUACAGCAAGGAUUACAUGCAGCGCCAAACGCGAUAUUGUCUUAGAGUCUCAGUUACCACAAGGCAUGAGUGGCGAGAAAAUUAAAGAGCUCGAAAAAGGUCGCGUUAGCGAUGUUCCUAAAGACGAGCCGGUCGUCAGCUCUCCACCUAAAUUCAUUACUCAGAUCCAAAGUCAUACAGUGGAAGAAUCUGAAGGCGUAAGAUUUGAAUGCCGUGUAGAGCCCAAAGAAGAUCCGAAACUCAGGAUUGAAUGGUAUCGCAACGGUAAACUGUUACCCAGUGGCCAUAGAUACCGCACUGUAUACGACAUGGGAUUUGUAUCGCUUGACAUUUUAUAUGUUUAUGCUGAAGACUCUGGAGAGUAUAUGUGCAGAGCUGUUAAUGAUUUCGGCGAAGACUUCACAAAGGGCACAGUGUCGUGCAAACAGCUACCAGAUAUCAUUCUACAGAACCAAGUACCUCGAGGAAUGAAGAAAUCUGAAGCCUUAACUCAAAUGGAGGCUACAAUCAAGAAGUAUACGUCUGAAAUAUUCUUGACUGAAGAUGACUUGUACGAUGCUGAUAAGAAACAGCCUCCGCGAUUUGUGACACAGAUUCAGAGCCAAACUACUUUAGUUGAAAUGGAGACGACGAAAUUCGAAUGUCAAUUGGCCCCUGUUGGAGAUCCUAAUAUGAAAGUAGAAUGGUUCUUUAAUGGCAAACCGCUACUUCAUAAAAACCGCUUUACACCUAUUUACGACUUUGGUUACGUCGCAAUGAAUUUCGGGUGGGUGUACCCCGAAGAUAGCGGUGAAUACGUCUGCCGGGCAACCAACCUCUACGGUAUGGAUGAGACACGGGCCAUAAUCAAGACUGCUGGCAAGCCUGGCAUCGUUUACGACUCUCAACUUCCAAAGCACAUGAAGAGUAUCGAAAAAAUCAGAGAGAUGGAAGCGUCGUGGCAAGUAGCUCCCGAGCAAGCGAUUGAAAUGGAGAAAGCACGCUCUCCACCAGUGUUCGUCAGUCGUCCGGACCCGGUGACCGUCGAGGAAGGCGAGUGGGCACGAUUCUGCUGCCGUGUUACGGGACACCCGAAGCCGAGGGUUAUGUGGCUUCUUAACGGAAAUACCAUCGUUAACGGAUCAAGAUACAAGCUGACUUAUGAUGGAAUGUAUCACUUCGAUAUUCCAAAGACGCGUCAGUACGACACAGGAAAGAUUGAAGUAGUAGCCAGAAGCUCAGCCGGCGAAGCGGUUGCAACAAGUGAACUGAAGGUUAUUCCAAGACACGAUGACUACAGAGGCGUUCUCAAAAACGCUCCUCGACCUUGGUAUGAUGAAACGACACAAUAUCAACGCACUGAAACUGAGUUGGAGAAAACUUUCGAGGAAAGACAAACGCAGCAACGGCAAGGCACUAUUGACCACAGACCUGAGUUGAAACCGAAAGUGCACAAAGAACCCGACACAGAGUGGCAGCAAUCUGUAAAGAAGAAGAAGAGUGAAGAAUAUUACAACAAGCUCCAAGAGUUAGAGAAUGAACAAGUCGUAAAGGAAAGCAGGUUGCGAGAAUCAACCCACCAGUACGCUAUCCCGGGGGAGAAAGUUGUGAAUGCUUCUGUUGCUAAGGGAAUGGCACAGAAAUAUCAAGACAAUUUGGAGCAGUCUGAACAAGUGGUGGAACAGAAACAAGUAACUCAAAAGAAAGUUGUACAGAAACCAAGAAUCCCAGAUCCAUCUGAGUCUACCGUUCACGGCAAGGAAGUGCACGUGGCUAAACAGAAACAGGUACAGAAAGAGGUUGUCGGUGACACAGAAAUCACGCGAAAAAUCACAUCUACCGAAACGACUGAGGUUGAACACAAGGCUCAAACUCAUGAAAGAGUAGUUGAAGGUCCAGUCAAGCCUAGCAAUCCGCCAGUUUUCACCAAGAAGAUGCAACCGUGCAGAGUAUUUGAACAAGAACAGGCUAGGUUUGAGGUCGAGUUUGACGGCGAUCCACUUCCUACUAUCAAAUGGUACAGAGAAAACUUCCCAAUCAAGAACUCAGCCGAUUUUCAGAUUCAUACUUUCAGCACUAAGUCUAUUCUUAUAAUUAGACGAGUUUUCAUUGAGGACUCGGCUGUAUUUGCUGCUGUUGCUGAAAACAGAGGCGGAACAGCUAAAUGCAGCGCCAAUCUUGUAGUUGAAGAACGCAGGAGGCAAGGCAGAGGUGGCAUCAGUCCACCCAGUUUCACAAUGACGGCCCAGAAUGUCAACGUGACUUCUGGUCAGCUGGUGAGAUUCGACACCAAGGUGACAGGAACCAAACCUAUCGAUGUUUAUUGGUUGAAAAAUGGACAGAAAGUGCAACCCGACAUAAGAAACAAAAUUUUGGAAGAAGAUGGAACUUACACUCUUCUGAUUCUUGAAGCCUACCCUCAAGAUUCUGGGAAAUACGAAUGCGUAGCUAUUAACACUGCUGGAGAGGCAAGAUGCGACGCCGAAUGCUACGUCAACGCUCCUGCGACGAAAGAAAAACCAAAACCUCAAACUAAAGCCGCAAAUGCACCACCAGAAGUUAUUGAGCCGCUGAAAGACAAAGUUGUUGCUGAAGGACAAGCUAUAGAAUUUAGCUGCAAAAUUAUUGGAAAGCCGACACCUACAGUUCAAUGGUACAAGGGAGAUAAACUCAUUAAACCGUCGAAAUACUUCCAAAUGUCUAGGGCCGCGGACGAAUAUACACUACGUAUAUCUGAGGCUUUCCCUGAAGAUGAAGGUGAUUAUAAGUGUGUGGCCUUUAAUUCUGGUGGACGAAUUACUGCCGCUGCCAAACUGAAAGUUUCCCAGCCAGACCAAGCUGACGCCUUGCCCACGCUGACACCACUGCGUGAUGUUACUGUAAAUGAGGGACAGCCUGCGCAAUUCAAGACUGUCAUCACAAGCAAGGUCAAACCAACUAUUCAGUGGCUACGUGAAGGCGCGAAAAUUCCGGAGACUCCCGAUUUUCAGAUGAUCCACGAGGGCAACAACGCAGUGCUGCUCAUCGGAAGCACGUAUGAGGAGGACACCGGAAUCUUUACUUGCCGGGCAAUCACCUCCGCGGGCCAGGUCGAGACCUCGGCAAAACUAGUCGUCAAAAAAUCCCGAACAGUUAUUUCACGAAAGACAUUCCAAGAAAAAACUGGUGUUCAUGAAUUCACGGCCGAUCAAAAAACAACGACCGCCAAAGCAUUAUAUCAGUCAACAGAAGAAUCUAAUAUCUUACGACUUGAAAACGUACAAGAUGUUGAAACUAGAACUACAACGGUUCCCUGGCGCACCAAGAAAGUGACUGAAGAAUUAACAAAAGAAGAAACCUCGGAAACUGUAAAUUGGCGUAAACGUAAGCCACAGGAACAACAAACUUCUAUGCAGCAAGUAGCUUUUACCGAAGACGCAAAUAUAUUGACUGUCGACAACAAAGAAGUCAGUGACAAAACGAAGGUAGUCGAAACAAAGCAUUGGAGAAAACCUAGACAUCAGGACAUACAGCAAACCGAAAGUAUAACAUCUGAAGAUGGUAGUAUAUUAGCCAUUGACAAGCAACUUGAGACAAAACUUUGGCGUCGACCAAGAUCAGAACCCAAAGAAGAUGCAAAUGUACCAGAAGCACAACCGCAAGAGCCAACCAGGCGGAAAUCGUCAGCUCAAGAGCAAAAACCUGAAACUGUACCGUGGACUCAAGAGAGUAUCAAAUUACGUAAAACUAAAUUAGAGAAGAGAGAAAUAGAAAAAGAAAAAAUAGAAGAUGUCACAUUAAAACAAGUUCGAAAAACUGCUACACAAGAUACUAUCGGAAAAGCAGUUACCGAUGAUGCUAGAUCAGAAGUCAUCGAGCAAAUUGAAACGAGACACGAGACAAAAUCUCAACCACAGGAAGCUCUUAAACAUGUUGAGAAUUAUACUUUAUCUGAGGAUGCCAAUAUACUAGUCGUUGAUAAAACAAUUGAAGCCACCCAAAGUGUAAAACAGGAUUCACUUGAGAUAAAACAUUGGCGCAAGCCGCGUUCUGAGCCUAAAGAAGACGUUGAGGUGCCAGAAGAAAAAACACAAGAACCAAUAAGGCGAAGAUCAUCAGCAUUCCAAGAGCAAAAACCAGAGGCUGUGCCGUGGACUCAAGAAAGCAUAAAACUGCGUCCAACACAAGUUGAAAAAAGAGAAAUAGCAAAAGAAAAGUUUGAAGAUGUUACAUUGAAACAAGUAAAAAAACCUUUGGUGGCAACUUUGCACGAACAAGAGAAACAUAUUGUUGAUAGAUCAGUCACCGAAGAUGUAGAAAUUUUACAUGUUGAUAAAUCAGAAGUUAUUCAACAAGAUGAUAUUGAGCAUCGCAGAAAACCUCGCACAAAGGAAGUAUCUAAGCAUGUUGAGAAUAUAAUUUCAACAGAGGAAACUAACAUACUUGCGAUCGAAAAAACAGUAGACACAUCUGAGGAUGUAAAAUCUGAACCAAUGGAAACUAAACAUUGGCGUAGACAACGAUCAGAACCUAAACAGGACGUAGAUGUACAAGAAGUACAACCACGUGGGCCAACAAGGCGGAGAUCAUCAGCUUUCCAGGAGCAAAAACAAGAAACGGUACCAUGGACUCAAGAAAGUAUCAAAUUACGCCCAACUAAAGUAGAAAAGAAAGAAAUAGCAAAAGAAAAAUUAGAAGAGGUUACACUUAAACAAAGGAAGAUGUCCGUGGAGACACUUGUUAUAGAAGAAUCUUUAACACACGAGGAAGACACUGUCAUAUUACAAAUAACAGCUGAUGAGAACAUCGAACGUGAUGUUGCACUCAAACCUAUUUCAAGGCAAAAAAUAAAGCAAGAAAAACCUAUCGAAGAAGAUCAACCAGAGGAGGUUUUGUGGCGCGGUAAACGACGACCAAAACAAGAACAGCAAUCUGAAGAAGUGGUCCUUAAACCAGUAUCUAAACAAAAGCCUGUCGAAGAUAUGAAACCCGAAGAUGUGCAACUCAAGCCAAUCAAAAAAGAGAAAAUAAUAGAAGAGACGAAACCAGACACGCAACCAGAGGAGAUAUCCUGGCGAGGCAAGCGAAAGCCCAAAGAAGAACAGCAGGCUGAAGAAGUUGUACUUAAACCGAUGCCUAAACAGAAACCUGUAGAAGAAGAGAAGAAACCCGAAGAAGUGCAACUUAAGCCAGUCAAAAAAGAGACCCCGAUCGAAGAGGCGCAACCAGAGGAGGUAUCUUGGCGAGGCAAGCGAAAGCCCAAAGAAGAACAGCCGGCUGAAGAAGUUGUACUUAAACCGGUGCCUAAACAGAAACCUGUAGAGGAAGAGACAAAACCGGAAGAAGUGCAACUUAAGCCAAUCAAAAAAGAGAAACCGAUCGAAGAGGCGCAACCAGAGGAGGUAUCUUGGCGAGGCAAGCGAAAACCCAAAGAAGAACAGCCGGCUGAAGAAGUUGUACUUAAGCCAGUACCUAAACAGAAACCUGUAGAGGAAGACACAAAACCGGAAGAAGUGCAACUAAAGCCAGUCAAAAAAGAGAAACCGAUCGAAGAGGCGCAACCAGAGGAGGUAUCUUGGCGAGGCAAGCGUAAGCCCAAAGAAGAACAGCCGGCUGAAGAAGUUGUUCUUAAACCAGUGCCUAAACAGAAACCUGUAGAGGAAGAGACAAAACCGGAAGAAGUGCAACUUAAGCCAAUCAAAAAAGAGAAACCGAUCGAAGAGGCGCAACCAGAGGAGGUAUCUUGGCGAGGCAAGCGAAAGCCCAAAGAAGAACAGCCGACUGAAGAAGUUGUACUUAAACCGGUGCCUAAACAGAAACCUGUAGAGGAAGAGACAAAACCGGAAGAAGUGCAACUUAAGCCAAUCAAAAAAGAGAAACCGAUCGAAGAGGCGCAACCAGAGGAGGUAUCUUGGCGAGGCAAGCGAAAACCCAAAGAAGAACAGCCGGCUGAAGAAGUUGUUCUUAAACCGGUGCCCAAACAGAAACCUGUAGAAGAUACAAAACCGGAAGAAGUGCAACUUAAGCCAGUCAAAAAAGAGACCCCGAUCAAAGAGGCGCAACCAGAGGAGGUAUCUUGGCGAGGCAAGCGAAAACCUAAAGAAGAACAGCCGGCUGAAGAAGUUGUACUUAAGCCAGUACCUAAACAGAAACCUGUAGAGGAAGAUACAAAACCGGAAGAAGUGCAACUUAAGCCAGUCAAAAAAGAGAAACCGAUCGAAGAGGCGCAACCAGAGGAGGUAUCUUGGCGAGGCAAGCGAAAGCCCAAAGAAGAACAGCCGGCUGAAGAAGUUGUACUUAAACCGGUGCCUAAACAGAAACCUGGAGAAGAAGAGAAGAAACCGGAAGAAGUGCAACUUAAGCCAGUCAAAAAAGAGACCCCGAUCGAAGAGGCGCAACCAGAGGAGGUAUCUUGGCGAGGCAAGAGAAAGCCCAAAGAAGAACAGCCGGCUGAAGAAGUUGUACUUAAACCGGUGCCUAAACAGAAACCUGUAGAGGAAGAAAAGAAACCGGAAGAAGUACAACUUAAGCCUUUAAAAAAAGAGAAAUCGAUCGAAGAGGCGCAACCAGAGGAGGUAUCUUGGCGAGGCAAACGAAAGCCCAAAGAAGAACAGCCGGCUGAAGAAGUUGUACUUAAACCGGUGCCUAAACAGAAACCUGUAGAGGAAGAGACAAAACCGGAAGAAGUGCAACUUAAGCCAAUCAAAAAAGAGAAACCGAUCGAAGAGGCGCAACCAGAGGAGGUAUCUUGGCGAGGCAAGCGAAAGCCCAAAGAAGAACAGCCGACUGAAGAAGUUGUACUUAAACCGGUGCCUAAAGAGAAACCUGUAGAAGAAGAGAAGAAACCGGAAGAAGUGCAACUUAAGCCUGUCAAAAAAGAGACCCCGAUCGAAGAGGCGCAACCAGAGGAGGUAUCUUGGCGAGGCAAGCGAAAACCCAAAGAAGAACAGCCGGCUGAAGAAGUUGUACUUAAGCCAGUACCUAAACAGAAACCUGUAGAGGAAGAGACAAAACCGGAAGAAGUGCAACUUAAGCCCAUCAAGAAACAAAAACCUAAGCCUGUUGAACAAGAACAGCCUGCAGAUCUCUCUUGGCCUACCGGCAAGAGACGUCCUAAAGAAGAACAACCUGCUGAAGAAGUUGUACUGAAACCAGUGCCUAAACAGAAGCUUGUAGAAGAACAAAAACCAGAAGAAGUACAACUCAAGCCUUGGAAGAAACAACAACCCAAGCCUGUUGAAGAAGAACAGCCUGAAGACGUUUCUUGGCCCACCGGCAAGAGACGUCCUAAAGAAGAACAACCAGCGGAAGAAGUCGUACUGAAACCAGUGCCCAAGCAGAAGCCUAUAGAAGAACAAAAACCAGAAGAAGUACAACUCAAGCCUUUGAAGAAACAACAACCCAAGCCUGUUGAAGAGGAACAGCCUGAAGACGUUUCUUGGCCCACCGGCAAGAGACGUCCUAAAGAAGAACAACCAGCGGAAGAAGUCGUACUGAAACCAGUGCCCAAACAGAAGCCUGUAGAAGAACAAAAACCAGAAGAAGUACAACUCAAGCCUUUGAAGAAACAACAACCCAAGCCUGUUGUAGAGGAACAGCCUGAAGACGUUUCUUGGCCCACCGGCAAGAGACGUCCUAAAGAAGAACAACCAGCGGAAGAAGUCGUACUGAAACCAGUGCCCAAACAGAAGCCUGUAGAAGAACAAAAACCAGAAGAAGUACAACUCAAGCCUUUGAAGAAACAACAACCCAAGCCUGUUGAAGAGGAACAGCCUGAAGACGUUUCUUGGCCCACCGGCAAGAGACGUCCUAAAGAAGAACAACCAGCGGAAGAAGUCGUACUGAAACCAGUGCCCAAACAGAAGCCUGUAGAAGAACAAAAACCAGAAGAAGUACAACUCAAGCCUUUGAAGAAACAACAACCCAAGCCUGUUGAAGAGGAACAGCCUGAAGACGUUUCUUGGCCCACCGGCAAGAGACGUCCUAAAGAAGAACAACCAGUGGAAGACGUCGUGCUGAAACCAGUGCCAAAACAGAAGCCUGUAGAAGAACAAAAACCAGAAGAAGUACAACUCAAGCCUGUGAAGAAACAAAAACCAAAGCUUGUUCAAGAAGAACAGCCUGAGGAUGUUUCUUGGCCUACUGGCAAAAGACGUCCUAAAGAAGAACAACCAGCGGAAGAAAUUGUACUUAAACCAGUGCCUAAGCAGAAACCAACCGACGAUGACAAAUUAGAAGAAACACAUCUAAAACCUGUUACAAAAGAGGAAUCACUAGCAGAAACUAAAGUAGAAGAAGAACAUAUUACAAGUGCCAAGAAAGAGAAAAAGACCGCUAAAAAACAGCAAUUAGUCCAAAAAGUCGCAGAAAAAAUUGUAGAACAAGAAAAGAUUGCAGAAGAAGAAAAACCAGAAGAUAUACAGCAAAAAGUUAUCAAAAGGGAGAAAAAGAUAGCUAGAAAGGACGUUAUGGAGGAAACAAUUGUACUAGAAACGCAGGAAGAAUCUCAGCCUCAGGUCGAAGAAGAAAAAUCUACGACUGUUCACCAGGAAGUUAACCAAACUCAGCCAGAAGAAAAACCUGAAGAGGCAGUACAGAAGCGUGUCAAAAAGGAGAAAAAGGUAAAGGAAGAGAGAGAAGUGACCGCACUAAUGAAACCAGUCGAACAAUCGAAAGUGGAAAAACCCGAGGAAGUAGAAACUAAGAAAAAAACUCACAAAAAAGAAAAGGUCAUAGAGGAAGUUCAAGUCGAAACAGUUGUUUUAGAAAAACAAGAACAACCAGCACCUGAGUCCCAAGAAGAAGAGAUCACAACAGUCGUCACAACAGAAAAGAAACAAACGAAGAUCAAGACUAAGAAGUCGGACAAAAAAAAAGUUGGACCGAUAAUUAUAGAACCCAUUAAAGCAAUGAAUAUUCUGGAAAAUAGCAAUGUUGAACUGUAUGUAUUUUAUGAAGCAGAUGAAGACAAAAAAGUCUUAUGGUAUUGCAACAACAAACUCCUUGAACCAAGUGAUGAUUGCAUUAUUCAUACUGAAGCUGAUCAUUCGAAGAUAGAGAUUAAGUCAGCAGAUAAAAAGAAAGUAGGAAAGUUUGAAGUCGUUAUUGAGUCCAAUAAUAUGAUCACAAAAUCGGCAAGUACUGUUAAAAUUAUUAAGCCGUCUGACGAAGCACUCAUAAAACCACCAGUAUUUAUUCGACCCGUAACGUCCAAACAAGUCACCUUUGGUGCUAUUGAACUAUUUGAAGCAGAGGUGAUAUCUAAUCCUAGUGCAUCGUUUCAAUGGUUUAUCGGUACCAAGGAGGUAACUUCUUACGCAAAAGAAAAUAAAUUAAAUAAUAUUUAUAUUACCACUAAAGACAAUGUAUCAUGUCUAUGCAUCGAAAAUAUGACACCAGAUUUAGUAGACGUUAUCACCUGCCGAGCAGAAAACUUUGCAGGUUCUGUAUCUUGUUCCGCUUCACUAGUGCCAAAAGAUAAGGAAACAGAAAUAAAUGGUGAGAAACCAGAAUUCAUACAGCCUUUGAAAUCAGCUUCCAUAAUGGAUGGGGAACCUAUUAUAUUGUCAUGCGAAGUAAAGGGAAUUCCUUGGCCUAAAAUAGAAUGGUACCACGAUACAAAGAUCAUAGAAAAAGCAAGAGACGUAGCAGUGGCAAGACAGGAAUCCGGUUUAUGUGAACUUCACAUUAAAGAAGCAUUUCCAGAAAUGUCGGGCUCUUAUAUCUGUACAGCAACUAACUCUUUCGGGAGUUGCUCCAGUGAAUGUAUUUUAACCGUGGAAGCUUAUGAAUAUGCAUCUGAGGAGGAUAUAUUGAGUGACGAGAAAACCAGUGACAUUGAAGAAUUUGCACCAAAGAUUGUUAAAGCCUUACCUACAGUUGUGUCUACGACAGAGGGCACACUUACGAGGUUAGAGGCAAAGGCUAUAGGCAUGCCGAAACCGCAGAUAAGAUGGUUGAAACAUGGAAUGGAAAUUGUUCAGUCCCAAGAAUACCAGAUUGAAGAAUUGGAAGACGGCACAUCAAUUUUAAUUAUUCCCGAGGUUUACCAAGAUGAUACGGGGGAAAUUAAAUUUGAAGCAUACAACCACCUUGGAGUGACAUCAACCAUUGCCGCACUAUCCGUUGAGAGUAUCAUUGGAACAAAAGAAUACCGCAAACCAGAAUGGGUGACACAUAUGGAAGAAUUGCAAGCUGCAUUGAAAGCUACUCAAUCUGUCCCGACUUUUGUAAAGGAAAUAUUAGGGGAGCGUGUUCAUGAAGAAGACACUGUAAAGUUUGAAGCAGUUUAUAGUGGAAAUCCAACCCCAGAAAUCCUAUGGUACAAGGAUGACAAAGUUAUAAGAACCGAUGAGCAAUAUACAGUUGAGAAUGUGGACAGUCAUACCUGGUGUAUAAUUAAGAAAGCCAACAAAGCAAAUGAAGGAACAUAUAUGUGUAAAGCUGUCAGUGAUAUUGGAAUGGCCGUAACUAAAGCCAAGUUGCAAGUAUUCAAAGCAGGAGAAACUAUUAAAAAAGCAAAAACUUUAAGAGAAAAAACAAAACUUGAAAAAACGGUUAAGCGUGAAAAAGAUGUAAUAGAAAAAGAAAAAGCAAAAACUGUCUUAGAAGAAGCAACUCCUACCGUCACAGAGGAAGUACAAGAAAUCGUCGAGCCAAAACCUAUCAAAAAAAUUCCAAAAGAAAAGGUUACAGUCAAAUUGAGCUCAGCGGAACAUGUUGAAACUGUUGAUGUGGCUUCCUUUAAAAAAGUUGACAAAAAAGAAAAGCCUGCACCUCAACCUGAAACUUUAAAGCCAGAUAUAACACCACAUGAACAUCUCAUAUCUUCACAACAGCAGAAAGAAGAAAUGGCCGAAUUAUUUGAGAAAUCUCCCAUAGAUAAACAAAAGGGAAUCAUUAAAACAGUUGAGUCAGACUCCAAAAUGGUGGCUGAGAUUAAUGAGUUACUUGAGGUUAUCAAUGCCAGGGAGUUUGGUCCCGGCGAGUCACCACUUAGAGAACUCGCUAAAAUAGGUUAUAUGUUAAGAACUGGUGUCACAACUGAAGAGAUAGAAAGUCUGUAUGAUUCCCAAUAUUUCCCAGCCCUGCGAGUGCCGCAAUCCCAAUCAGCCUUAGUCCAGUUGGUUGAACGUCAAGGGCAUGGCGCACUCAUUACAGAGGUUCUAACAGAAGAAACGACACAAGACGAAGACGUAAUUGCCGCAAAGGUGGGCUUCCGCGCUUUUCUGAAGAUGGUUGAAAUGAAGGCCAGUUCCGUCGAAGAAGUCAUUGCACACUUUUAUCCAGAAGACUUCAAACCACGGUCAUGGGAACAAAGAGAAGCACAUGAGGUCAUCGUGGAGUCUUCAGCAGCACACAUGGCAGAGAGUCGUACAACGAAAGUUAUAAAAGAUACGUCGGUGGUUGUCGAAGAAGAAGAUGUCAAAGAAAAAGAACAAGUCAAAAGCAAAAAGCAUACUAAACAGAAAAACUUCUCCGAGUUACGCAUUGAAGAAGAAGUUGUUGGAGAAAGAAAAGCAGUCAAAACAGUUCAUUCCAGGGAAAAUGUUGAAGUUUAUGAAGACGACGAAGCAGGAUUACUUGAAACUGCAGAGACAAUUUACAAAACUACGACACCUACAUCUAUUCAUGAAAAUAAAAUAGAAGUAGUCCCUGCUAGUGAGGUAUCUCAUAUAAUACCAGACAAAACAACCGAUAAAAUUAAGGCUAACCUCAAAAUUGACACUAACUAUCCAUUAGUUAACGCAUCACAACAAGCUGAAGAAAGAGAAGAAUCAUUGCUUGUUAAAGAACAAGUUAAACUUCAUGUCAAACCAUCCAUUCCAGAAAAUGAGUCAGUAGAAGUAACUGAAAUAGAAAUCAGCAAUUCAGUGGACGACUACUCAGCAGAUUUUACCAAAGCCGACGUUAAGGCAGUAAAAAACAUUGUCCCAGUAGAAAGUUUAUUAACAACAGAAGUACAAGCAGAUUUAGAUCUGAUGGAUCUCCAAAAAGCUGAAACAUCAUUUAGCAGUGCUAAACCAUCUGUUUCAUUAAAAGAUGCUGUAAACGUAUCAGAACAAAUAAUAAACAUAAAAGAAGAGUCAUUUGAGAAACUUGAGAUAAGGAAGUCAAAUGCGGCAGUGUCAGUUUCUCCCUUAUUGGGAUUAAGUGUUACAGAAGUUACGGAUGAAUUAAAAGAGUACGACAUUGAAAGCAAGACAACAGAAAAAGCAGCUUCGUCUCGCCUUAAUUUUAAUUUGCACGAAUCACUUCAAGUUGGAGAAGUUUUUGUUGAAGAUAAGUCUGGACGAUAUUACCCGGAACUAAUCGUGCCUACCGAAACAGCUCGAAAAGAUGUAUUAACAUCUAACCAGAUUUUGACGGAAGUACAUGAUGUUCAAGAAAAGGAAGGGUUAUUACAAGCUCUGAAAUUACCACCAACUCAGGAAGCCAAUGUAGAUGUAACAAUUAAAGAUAGCUUGCAAGUAACUUUUGAUGAAACACACGAAAAAGAAGGCGAGUUUAUUAAAAAAGAAUUACCUGCAACAGUUACAGUAGAUAAGGAAUUAUCAUUACACACAAGUAUUAAUACAUCGGUAGUAAGUUCACAUAUUAAUGAGAUAGAUUUUGUACCCGAGCCCUUACCAAGUAAGAAAGCUAAUAUUGGUGUUAGCGAACAUCAACAUAAGUUUAAUUUGGAAACAAAUAUUCAUGAAUCUGAAAUUAAUUUCGAGGAAUCUAAAGCUAUACUGAGCACACAUGCAGACGUUUCAAUUUCUUUAUUAGAUAAAAACUUUGUUGAAGAAGUUCAAAUCAAUGAAAGUGAAAAGGAUCUUUUAAUCAAAGACGAAAAGUACAGUGCCAUAGCAGAUAUGGAUGUUCGCGCUGUUGAACCAAUAGUAACCUCUGAAACUCUACAAAUGACUUCCAUAGGUGAACUAAAAUUGCAAGAUAAGAUCCAAGAUGAAUCGGCUACGGAGACAGUGAUUACAGAAAACGCCAAAAUUGUAAUAGCUCCCUUAAUACACGAACAAGAAACAUCAGAAGAGUACUUAACCAAAAAGGCUGAAACUAUAACACUCUCAGUGGUACCUAAUAUUCCCAUCACUAUAUGUGAAAAUGAGUCAUCUGAAUCAGAGAAUAAACUUACCUUGAAUAAGAUACCAGAAGUUAGUUCAACAAAACCUAUGCCUACUCAUCAACUAAAAACACCUAUAUCAGAAGAGGUAAACACAGCCGAUCAAAUUAAUUUCAUUCCUUUGACUUCAAAUGCUACAGAAAAAGCAUCUGAAGUAUAUAGAGAUCUGCAUAAAGAAAUCACCAUUUUACAAACAACAGUCCAAGAACAACUAGACAAGUUAGAUGAAAACCAAACCAACCAUAGCAAAGCUGUACCUACCUUUGUUGAAAAUGAAAGUUUAAAUGUUACAGAAAUAAUUUCAAACGUCACUGAAAACGAUUUACCAUCUCAUAGGAAUAUACUUGAUGUUUUUGCUAAAACCGAUAUGGAAAUUAAUCACAAGAUUGCUGUUACGUCUGAGCCUAUUCUGAGAGAAGCUGUUGAUACAAUGGAAUCAAUGACACCGAAACAUGAAGCGGCUUGCCUUUCAUCUUAUAUAUUAAGCUCAUUGCAAGUCUCUGAAAACAAAGUAUUAGAUUCGCAAGAGAAUUUACCCGAAAGCGUGAAACCCAACCUUCAAUCUAUUCUUCCGGAAAUAAUACCAUCUCAAGAAUUAAAUAUCACGGAAGUAUACCAAAAUGAGAAAGAGAGCGCAUACGCAUCGAAAGACUUACCUGAGGUAUUUACCGCUCCGUCGCAAGUUAUAUCGUUACGAGCUGUAGCUGUAAGCUCAGAGUUAAUACCGGAUUCUAGCGUCGGUUUCACAGAAAGUGAAAAUAUAGAUAUAAAAUCUAAGCAAGCCAAGAUCGAAAACGUAGCCCAUAAUGAACUUCAGGUAACUUCAACGGAUUACAACGAAAAGGAAAGUUCAUUUGAGCGAACUCCAGUCCUAAAUACAGUAUCUGCUCAAAUAAGUAUCGACUCUGCUCAGGCUGUGUUGGUGGAAGAAAAUAAAUCUGAAAUCACUGCAAGAAAUUUUGAAACAACAAGUGAUUUAGCUUGGGCGAAAGCAAAACAAGGCGCCAUACCACAAGAAGCAAUUUCUCAAGAAGAAACAAUGGUACAUUUGUCAGAAGGUAUUAUAUUAUCCGAAGACAAAGUAAAUACGGCCAAAUCUGCAGUCUCAUUGACAACCCUCCAAGUGCCACAAUGCGAUGAGAAAGUUACUGUCGAGAGUGAAAAUCCAUUGACAUUAAACUUAUCACCAGAUCAGCAAAGCGCAAAUGUUUCCUUUACUUCUCGACAAAGCAUACAGGUAUCAGAAAUUUUGUCACAGUCUGAAAACUUGCAAAGUACUGAUACACUUGAUAUGGGAUAUAAAACUGCCUCACCUAAAAUAGAUGAAAUAUAUGGUAAAGCAGCGCGUACUGAGGAAGUUAUAGUAAACCAACAAACAGAAGAAUUCGUUAAUGAAAAAAUGACUGUCAAGCAAACAGAUGUUACAACGGUACCAUCUUAUACAUUACAACAAACAGAAAUUGUUGCAGCGGAAAUGGAGAUUGAACUACCUAAACAAUCUACAAUAACAUCAAAUAUUGAACCGGAUAUUACCGAAGCCCAAGCACUUAUAAUGAGUUGUAUUGAAACGAUAGAUAAGGAAAAUGAAUUUUCCGGAAAGUUAUCAGUUCCAACUCAAGAUGCCACUAUUGGUUUUGUGCCAUUAGUUAGCACUGUAAACACUGAAGUGCUUUCAACUAAUACCGUAGAAAAUCUACUCGAAAAAGCACCACAAUCCUCUCAAGCAACAAUGAUGAGCGAUGACCUACAUAGACAUUUACAAGGUUUACAGAUAUUACAUGCAGAAAAAGAAACCGAUUUAGUACCCAGUCAGAAAGAAUUUAAACAAUCAGCAAAAGAAAACUUUGUCGAAAUAUCAGCAAAAGAAGUAUCUGAAGUCAAUAUCAACGAAAAAGAAGCAGAGUUAUCGAAAAUGUUAGAUAUGUUUACGACUACUGCUAAACCAGCAUUAGAUGAACAGCAAUCACUAUUCAGCUCAGAAGUGAUUGUAAAUCAGGAAAUCGAAGACCUUCACGUUUCUGGAACUACAAUGUUAAAUGCACUUACUACUCAUGGAAUGAAAGAAGCCAUUCAAAAUAUGGAACCGUUUAUAGGCGAAAGCGAAGACACAAUAGUCAAAACAACACCAGCAAAGACUGAAUUAUUAAAACCUGUAGUUGAAGGAAAACAAUGUGCAGGCGUGUCAGAAAUCAUGCCAACAGAAAAAGAAGAUACCUUCCUUGUUCAUGAAAUAAUGCCACACAAAAAGCAGUUAGAACCAACCGACAGUGUAAAAUUACAUUCCAGUGUAGGUAUAGAUGAAACUGUACCCAUUGAAUCAGAAACCGAAUUACCACUUUGUUCAGAUUUUAAACAUAAAGCGGGAUUGACGGUCCUUCCUGAAGACUAUAUUAAUAUCUCGGAGACAACUGUAAUAGAAAAAGAGAACAUUUUACAAGCUAACCAAAUCCCUAAAAGUGCUACAUAUAAUGUGAAUUUGGAUGUACAUCGUCAUUUAAAUGUAGAAAUAUGUCAACAUACAGAAACAGAAGAAGUAAUUAGGAAUGACAGACCAAUAGUAACAAAAGAAAUACUUGAUUUUUCUUUAGAGCCUGUGAGGCCACUUUAUAUCACAGAAACGAAAUCUGAAGAAUGCCAUGAAGAACUAAUAUCCAGUAAAAAACCAGUAGAAUUAAGUCCAAAUAUUAACCUCGAAGUCGGUGACCAUAUAAACAUUACAGAAACAGUUGUUUUAGAAAAGGAUGACGAUUUGAACUUAGGAUUGUUGAAUAAAAUUGAACAUGGCAAAGCAAAUGUCGAAACAUCGAAACAUUUAACUGUAACUGAAACAGACAUCAGAGAGAACGAUUAUCCGUUAGAAAAUAUAGCCCAAACUGUAUCACAGCAGUCAGACGUAUCCAUUGAAGCUAAAAUACCAAUCCAAGUGCAAGAAGUUAUUUCUAAAGAAAGUGGUUCAGAUCUAGCGCAGUAUAAUAAACCACGUGAGGAAGUACUCAAUGUAUCUAUAGAAUCUCAACAUCAUCUGACUGUAACUGACGCAUUAGUAGGGGAAAACGAAAUCACAAUACAAGAUGAUCAAAUCCCACAAAGUGUAGAAAACAAGGUUAAAGUAGAAGCAAUGCAUCAUGUAAUGACAAAUGAAAUAACAGCAAUUGAAGAAAGUACAGAAUUUGUAGGCAGUAAAGCUUACAAAGAUGAAAAAGCAUCGAAAUCUCAAGCAGUUACAGAAGCUCUUUACAGUGAACAGACACAGGCGAUUGAGAGCGUAAGCACUAUAAAAACUACAUAUACACCAGAUUUAUCAACUGCUGACCAAGAAAUAAUUGGAUUAAAACCACUUGAACAAACGGAAGUAUUAGCAGAAGAAAAUCCUGAUGCUUUCGAUAAAUAUAUUCCUAAGGGAGAAACAGCAGAAACAGUGCAAACCACGAAAAAAGAACUAGUGUUAAGCCAACCAGAAACGUUUGAAAGCACUCAAAACCUGGCAGACAAAUUUGAAUCAGCACCUUCCCAAGUUCAACUUGAGCUGGAACUACAUAAGAGUUACAUAACAUCCGAGGACACAGCUGAGGAACAGCCAGAAAUAAUCAAAACUUCUGAAGAACAUGGUAAGUACGCUGAAAAACAAAUAAUAGAAAUGAAAUCACUGCAACAGCUGGAAAUAAUAGCAAAUGAAAAACCCGAACCCCUUGCAAAAUUCCUUCCAGAUAAAAAUGAUAAUGCCAUAGCAAGUCAAAAUACUUUGCAAGAGCUAACUAGUGCAGAAGCAUCUGUAUUUGAAAAUGUUACUAAUUUACCUUCCUCCGUUACAUUAGAGAUAGGUAAAGCUUCCACAGAUUUAGAAACACACAAAAGUUACAUUGUUAGCGACAAUAUUACUCACGAAGAAUCUGAAGAUAUCACCAUUGAAGGUAAGAAAAUAAGUUCGAUUGUGGGGCAGGUCUUAGAGUUUAAGCCUCUAGAACAAACAGAAAUAUUUGUUGGUGAAAAUACCUCUACAAUAAGUACAGUUACACAAGAAGGAAAAACGAUUACAGUCACACCAAUUGAAAAUGAAUCUGUAAGUCAGUCUGAUGUUAUUGUACAUGAAACUGGAACUGAAACAUCGUUUAGAAAGCCGAUUCAGAUGGAAACUGCUUCGUUAUCUUUAAAUACAACGCAAGGAAUUACUAUAAGUGAAGUAACUCAUGAAAGCGUUCCCGAAGAUUUCGUUCCUUAUGAAGGUAAACCAGUGAAAGCUGAUAAAACUGUUGCUCCAUUGUCACACUUACAAUGCACGGAAAAUAUAUCAGAAAUACACGCAGACGAAUUAACACUACAAUCUACACAGAGUAAAAAGCCUACAGUUGUCACUAGCGAAAUAGCACCACUCAUAGUCACAGACAAUACUUGUCUUCUUCAAGAGGAAAAUCUUCAAAUAACACAACCCAAAACUCAAAACGUACGCGAAAGCCUGACUAUAGCCAGUGAGGUAGAAGUCACGGAUGAAUUCGUCAAUGAACACGUUUCACCCUACAACGACGAUAUAUUGCAGUUAAAGAAAACAGGCAAAAUCACACAAACGAGCGACACUGAGCAUCAACUCACUAUAUCAGAGCAGGAAACACGAUUCCUAGAAAAAACCGACGAUAGGUAUUCUUCACCAAAAAUAUCGGACACGGAAGAAACUGAGGAAAUAGUAACCAUUUUCACACAAACACCAACCGGUGAACCAAUUCAAUCAAAAACUAAAAGAACAAUUUUAAGAAAGAAGAAGAAAACGCAGCAAGAAAACAUAGAAAAUGAUGUUGUAAUAGAGGAGAAGUUAGACGAGGACGAUAUAGUUAAACCGAUUACAAAACAUACUGUUGAUAUAGAGGAAUUUGAAGAAACCGACUUCACACCUAUUAAAGAAAUGGCAAAGGGCACCGUAGAAAUGCCCGAGGAUUAUUUGCAUUUGCCACAAUUAGAAUCACAGGUGCAAAUAGAAGAACUAACUGAAGAUUAUUCUAAAGCAUCCGAAAUUCCAACUGAGAUGGCAAGUGCAGACGACCAAACGACGACAGAGAAAAAAAUAAAAACAACCACGAAACGAGUCAUCAAGAAAAAGCAAGGGUCUGACGAUAAAUUUAUUGAAUCGGUUGUUAUUCAAGAUAAAUCUCCGGAACUGCCAGAGGAAACAACUAUAGAAGACGUAACAUUUGAUGAACAUACCGACAACAGACAAAGCUCACCUAAAAUAUCUGACACAGAGGAAACUGAAGAAAUUGUAACCAAGUUCACACAAGCUCCAAAUGGAGAAACAAUACAAACCAAAACAAAGAGAACUAUAAUAAGAAAAAAGAAAAAAAUAUUACAAGAUUCAAUGGACAACGACGUAGUAAUAGAAGAAAAAUUGGACGAUGAUGACAUAGAUAAACAUCCAAGAAUUCAACAUCACCAGGUUGACAUAGAAGAAUUUGAAGAUACUGAUUAUACUCCCGUUAAGGAUACUGCAAGAGGAACCAUCGAAUCACCUGAUGAUUAUUUGCAUGUGCCCAUAUCAGAAUCACAGGUUGAAAUAGAGGAGGUAACAGAAGACACAACUACACCAUUCCAAACCCAAGUCGCAGCAGAAGAAACAGAGAAACGUAUGCCUACAGAAUCACCAGAAAACAUAACAUUAGAAGAGUUUACAACACCAGAAGGCAAAAUAAUAAAAAGGAAGACAAUAAAGAAAAAAACUAAACGUACCAAAGGUGAUAAAACCGAAACAACUCAAAUCGUAACCGACAAAAUAGGUGAUAUUACAGUCUCGACACAUACUCAACUCGAACAAGCUGAUGACGUUGCCACGCCAUUUGAGGGCACACAACAUUAUGAAAAUGCUAAAAUAAUCGAGGAAGAACCAGAAAAAGUUGAAAUCUCCCAGGUUCGUACCGAAACUGGAGAAGUGAAAAAGGUCAAAACCACUAAGCGCAUCAUCAAAAAAGGCCCUAAAAAAGAAGUAACUGAAAUAACUAUCACCGAAAACGAAGGUGAGGAGCCCAUCACAACAGUCACUGUAACAUCCGCGCCGGAAGAAGAGCAACUAAAACCCAUUGAAACAAUAGAACUACCAGAAGAAGUAGCAGAAAUGAGCGAAACUACGCCUGAAGGCAAGACGAUUAAGAAAAAAACUGUAAAAAGAAUCAUAAAGCGUAAGAAGGGGCCAAUUACAGAAACAACACAAAUCACCACGGAACAAGAAGGCGACCUACCGCCAAUUAUAUCAGUACACACAAGUGAGGAAUUUACAGAUGACCUGGUCACUCCAUUCGAUAAUACACAACUAUAUGACACGGCUAAAAUCAUCGAGGAGGAACCAGAAAAAGUGGAAAUUUCUCAGAUUCGUACAGAAAAAGGUGAAGUUAAAAAGGUGAAAACUACUAAGCGCGUCAUCAAGAAGGGUCCCAAAAAAGAAGUGACUGAAAUAACUACGAUAGAAAAAGAAGGCGAAGAGCCCAUUACAACAGUCACUAUUGCACCUGCGACAGAAGAACAAACAACAUCAAUCGAGGCGGUGGAGCUGCCAGAAGAAAUAUCUGAAGUGAAUGAAAAAACUCCUGAAGGUAAGAUUAUUAGGAAGAAAACUAUUAAGCGGGUCAUAAAACGAAAGAAGGGACCUAUUACUGAAACUACACAGAUUAUCACUGAACAAGAAGGCGACGAAAAACCAAUCAUUUCAGUACACACAAGUGACGAAUUAACAGAUGACACAGUCACCCCAUUCGAAACUACACAACCAUACGACAACGCUAAAUUCAUCGAAGAAGAACCCGAAAAAGUUGAAAUUUCUCAGAUUCGUACAGAAACAGGUGAAGUUAAAAAGGUUAAAACUACUAAGCGCGUGAUCAAGAAGGGUCCUAAAAAAGAAGUCACUGAAAUAACCACCAUCGAAAAAGAAGGCGAAGAACCCAUCACAACAGUCACUGUUGCUUCUGCGCCGGAAGACGAGAAACCGACACCAAUAGAGACCGUAGAACUGCCAGAAGAAGUAGCAGAAGUAAGCGAAACUACUCCUGAAGGUAAGACUAUUAAGAAGAAAACUAUUAAACGGGUCAUAAAACGAAAGAAGGGACCAAUUACAGAAACUACACAAAUCACCACUGAACAAGAAGACGACAAAACACCAAUCAUUUCAGUACACACAAGUGAAGAAUUCACAGAUGACUCAGUCACUCCAUUCGAGAGUACACAGCUGUAUGACAAGGUUAAAAUCAUCGAAGAGGAACCAGAAAAAGUAGAAAUCUCCCAGGUUCGCACACAAACUGGAGAAGUUAAGAAGGUCAAAACUACUAAGCGCAUCAUCAAAAAGGGCCCCAAGAAAGAAGUAACUGAAAUAACAACUGUCGAAAAAGAAGGCGAAGAGCCCGUUACAACUGUCACUGUUACUCCCGCGCCAGAAGAAGAAAAACCAACACCAAUCCAGGUGGUGGAGCUGCCAGAAGAAAUAUCUGAAGUAAGCGAAACUACUCCUGAAGGUAAGACUAUUAAGAAGAAAACUAUUAAGAGGAUCAUUAAGCGUAAGAAGGGACCAAUUACAGAGACGACUCAAAUCACCACUGAACAAGAAGACGACAAAACACCAAUCAUUUCAGUACACACAAGCGAAGAAUUCACAGAUGACUCAGUCACUCCAUUCGAGAGUACACAGCUGUAUAACAAGGCUAAAAUAGUUGAGGAAGAACCAGAAAAAGUGGAAAUCUCCCAGGUUCGCACAGAAACUGGUGAAGUUAAAAAGGUCAAAACUACUAAGCGCAUCAUUAAAAAGGGCCCCAAGAAAGAAGUAACUGAAAUAAAAACAGUCGAAAAAGAAGGCGAAGAGCCCGUAACAACAGUCACUGUUACUCCCGCGCCAGAAGAAGAACACCCAACACCAAUUGAGGCGGUGGAGCUGCCAGAGGAAAUAUCUGAAGUGAGCGAAACUACUCCCGAAGGUAAGACUAUUGCAAAGAAAACUAUUAAGAGAGUCAUAAAACGUAAGAAGGGACCAAUCACAGAGACUACACAAAUCACCACUGAACAAGAAGACGACAAAACACCAAUAAUUUCAGUACAUACAAGCGAAGAAUUCACAGAUGACUCAGUCACUCCAUACGAGAGUACACAGCUGUAUGAAAACGCUAAAAUUAUACAGGAGGAACCCGAAAAAGUGGAAAUCUCCCAUGUUCGCACACUAACUGGAGAAGUUAAAAAGGUCAAAACUACUAAGCGCAUCAUCAAAAAAGGCCCCAAGAAAGAAGUAACUGAAAUAACAACUGUCGAAAAAGAAGGCGAAGAGCCCGUUACAACUGUCACUGUUACUCCCGCGCCAGAAGAAGAAAACCCAACACCAAUCGAGACGGUGGAGCUGCCAGAAGAAAUAUCUGAAGAGAGCGAAACUACUCCUGAAGGUAAGACUAUUAAGAAGAAGACUAUUAAGAGGGUCAUAAAACGUAAGAAGGGACCAAUCACGGAGACUACACAAAUCACCACUGAACAAGAAGACAACAAAACACCAAUCAUUUCAGUACAAACAAGCGAAGAAUUCACAGAUGACACCGUCACUCCAUACGAGGACACACAACUUUAUGAAAACGCUAAAAUCAUUGAGGAGGAACCUGAAAAAGUAGAAAUCUCCCAGGUUCGCACACAAACUGGAGAAGUUAAAAAGGUUAAAACUACUAAGCGCGUCAUCAAAAAGGGCCCUAAGAAAGAAGUCACUGAAAUAACAACUGUCGAAAAAGAAGGAGAAGAGCCCGUUACCACAGUCACUGUUACUCCCGCGCCAGAAGAAGAAAAACCAACACCAAUAGAGGCGGUAGAGCUACCAGAAGAAAUAUCUGAAGUGAGCGAAACUACUCCUGAAGGUAAGACUAUUAAGAAGAAAACUAUUAAGAGGAUCAUUAAGCGUAAGAAGGGGCCAAUCACAGAGACUACACAAAUCACCACAGAACAAGAAGACGACAAAACACCAAUCAUUUCAGUACACACAAGCGAAGAAUUCACAGAUGACACAAUCACUCCAUUCGAGAGUACACAGCUGUAUGACAACGCUAAAAUCAUAGAAGAGGAACCAGAAAAAGUGGAAAUCUCCCAGGUUCGCACACUAACUGGAGAAGUUAAGAAGGUAAAAACUACUAAGCGCAUCAUCAAAAAGGGCCCCAAGAAAGAAGUAACUGAAAUAACAACGGUCGAAAAAGAAGGCGAAGAGCCCGUUACAACUGUCACUGUUACUCCCGCGCCAGCAGAAGAAAAACCAACACCAAUCCAGGUGGUGGAGCUGCCAGAAGAAAUAUCUGAAGUGAGCGAAACUACUCCUGAAGGUAAGACUAUUAAGAAGAAAACUAUUAAGAGAGUCAUAAAACGUAAGAAGGGACCAAUCACAGAGACUACACAAAUCACCACUGAACAAGAAGACGACAAAACACCAAUCAUUUCAGUACACACAAUCGAAGAAUUCACAGAUGACAUUGUCACUCCAUUCGAGGACACACAACUUUAUGACAACGCUAAAAUCAUUGAGGAGGAACCUGAAACAGUGGAAAUCUCCCAGGUUCGCACACUAACUGGAGAAGUUAAGAAGGUCAAAACUACUAAGCGCAUCAUUAAAAAGGGCCCAAAGAAAGAAGUAACUGAAAUAAAAACUGUCGAAAAAGAAGGCGAAGAGCCCGUAACAACAGUCACUGUUACUACCGUGCCAGAAGAAGAACAACCACAACCAAUCGAGGCGGUGGAGCUGCCUGAAGAAAUAUCUGAAGAAAGCGAAACUACUCCUGAUGGUAAGACUGUUAAGAAGAAAACUAUUAAGAGGAUCAUUAAGCGCAAGAAGGGACCAAUCACAGAGACUACACAAAUUACCACUGAACAAGAAGACGACAAAACACCAAUCAUUUCUGUACAAACAAGCGAAGAAUUCACAGAUGACACAGUCACUUCAUUCGAGAGUACACAGCUGUAUGACAACGCUAAAAUCAUAGAGGAGGAACCAGAAAAAGUGGAAAUCUCCCAGGUUCGCACACUAACUGGAGAAGUAAAGAAGGUCAAAACUACUAAGCGCAUCAUCAAAAAGGGCCCCAAGAAAGAAGUAACUGAAAUAACAACGGUCGAAAAAGAAGGCGAAGAGCCAGUUACAACAGUCACUGUUACUCCCGCGCCAGAAGAAGAAAAACCAACACCAAUCGAGGCGGUGGAGCUGCCAGAAGAAAUAUCUGAAGUAAGCGAAACUACUCCUGAAGGUAAGACUAUUAAGAAGAAAACUAUUAAGAGGGUCAUUAAGCGUAAGAAGGGACCCAUUACAGAAACAACACAAAUCACCACUGAACAAGAAGACGACAAAACACCAAUCAUUUCAGUACACACAAGCGAAGAAUUCACAGAUGACACUGUCACUCCAUUCGAGGACACACAACUUUAUGACAACGCUAAAAUCAUCGAGGAGGAACCGGAAACAGUGAAAAUCUCCCAGGUUCGCACAAAAACUGGAGACGUUAAAAAGAUCAAAACUACUAAACGCAUCAUUAAAAAGGGUCCGAAAAAAGAAGUAACUGAAAUAACAACUGUCGAAAAAGAAGGCGAAGAGCCCGUUACAACUGUCACUGUUACUCCCGCGCCAGAAGAAGAACAACCAAAACCAAUCGAGGCCGUCGAACUGCCAGAAGAAGUGGCUGAAGUAAGCGAAACUACUCCUGAAGGUAAGACUAUUAAGAAGAAAACUAUUAAGAGGAUCAUUAAGCGUAAGAAGGGACCAAUUACAGAAACAACACAAAUCACCACUGAACAAGAAGACGACAAAACACCAAUCAUUUCAGUACACACAAGCGAAGAAUUCACAGAUGACACAGUCAUUCCACUCGAGAAUACACAACUUUAUGACAAUGCUAAAAUCAUCGAGGAGGAACCUGAAAAAAUAGAAAUCUCCCAGGUUCGCACAGAAACUGGUGAAGUCAAAAAGGUCAAAACUACUAAACGCGUCAUCAAAAAGGGACCCAAGAAAGAAGUAACUGAAAUAACAACAGUCGAAAAAGAAGGAGAAGAGCCCAUCACAACAGUAACUGUUACUCCCGCGCCAGAAGAAGAACAACCAAAACCAAUCGAGACCGUGGAACUGCCGGAAGAAGUGGCUGAAGUAAGCGAAACUACUCCUGAAGGUAAGACUAUUAAAAAGAAAACUAUUAAGAGGAUCAUUAAGCGUAAGAAGGGACCAAUCACAGAGACCACACAAAUCACCACUGAACAAGAAGACGACAAAACACCAAUCGUUUCAGUACACACAAGCGAAGAAUUCACAGAUGACUCAGUCACUCCAUUCGAGGACAUACAAAUUUAUGACAACGCUAAAAUCAUCGAGGAGGAACCUGAAAAAAUAGAAAUCUCCCAGGUUCGCACAGAAACUGGUGAAGUCAAAAAGGUCAAAACUACUAAACGCGUCAUCAAAAAGGGACCCAAGAAAGAAGUGACUGAAAUUACAACUGUCGAAAAAGAAGGCGAAGAGCCCAUCACAACAGUAACUGUUACUCCCGCGCCAGAAGAAGAACAACCAAAAGCAAUCGAGACCGUGGAACUGCCGGAAGAAGUAGCUGAAGAGACCAAAACUACUCCUGAAGGUAAGACUAUUAAGAAGAAAACUAUUAAGAGGGUCAUUAAGCGUAAGAAAGGACCAAUUACAGAAACAACACAAAUCACCACUGAACAAGAAGACGACAAAACACCAAUCAUUUCAGUACACACAAGCGAAGAAUUCACAGAUGACACAGUCACUCCAUUCGAGAACACACAACUUUAUGACAGCGCUAAAAUCGUCGAGGAGGAACCAGAAAAAGUGGAAAUCUCCCAGGUUCACACACAAACUGGGGAAGUUAAAAAGGUCAAAACUACCAAGCGUAUCAUCAAAAAGGGGCCCAAGAAAGAAGUAACUGAAAUAACUACGGUCGAAAAAGAAGGAGAAGAGCCCGUUACAACAGUCACAGUUAUUUCCACACCAGAAGAAGAACAACCACAACCAAUCGAGGCGCUAGAACUGCCAGAAGAAAUAUCUGAAGUAAGCGAAACUACUCCUGAAGGAAAGACUGUUAAGAAGAAAACUAUUAAGAGGAUCAUUAAGCGUAAGAAGGGACCAAUCACAGAGACUACACAAAUCACCACUGAACAAGAAGACGACAAAACACCAAUCGUUUCAGUACAAACAAGCGAAGAAUUCACAGAUGACUCAGUCACUCCAUUCGAGGAUAUACAACUUUAUGAAAACGCUAAAAUCAUCGAGGAGGAACCUGUAAAAGUGGAAAUCUCCCAGGUUCGCACACAAAAGGGAGAGGUUAAAAAGGUCAAAACUACUAAGCGCGUCAUCAAAAAGGGCCCUAAGAAAGAAGUCACUGAAAUAACAACUGUCGAAAAAGAAGGAGAUGAGCCCGUUACCACAGUCACAGUUACUCCCGCGAGAGAAGAAAAACAACCAACUCCAAUAGAAGCGGUAGAGCUACCAGAAGAAAUAUCUGAAGUGAGCGAAACUACUCCCGAAGGUAAGACUAUUAAGAAAAAAACUAUUAAGAGAGUCAUAAAACGUAAGAAGGGACCAAUUACAGAGACUACACAAAUCACCACUGAACAAGAAGACAACAAAACACCAAUCAUUUCAGUACACACAAGCGAAGAAUUCACAGAUGACACCGUCACUCCAUACGAGGACACACAACUUUAUGAAAACGCUAAAAUCAUUGAGGAGGAACCUGAAAAAGUGGAAAUCUCCCAGGUUCGCACACUGACUGGAAAAGUUAAAAAGGUCAAAACUACUAAGCGCGUCAUCAAAAAGGGCCCUAAUAAAGAAGUCACUGAAAUAACAACUGUCGAAAAAGAAGGAGAAGAGCCCGUUACCACAGUCACUGUUACUCCCGCGCCAGAAGAAGAACAACCAACACGAAUAGAGACCGUGGAACUGCCGGAAGAAGUAGCUGAAGAGACCGAAACUACUCCUGAAGGUAAGACGAUUAAAAAGAAAACUAUUAAGAGGAUCAUUAAGCGUAAGAAGGGACCAAUCACUGAGACUACACAAAUCACCACUGAACAAGAGGACGACAAAACACCAAUCAUUUCAGUACACACAAGCGAAGAAUUCACAGAUGACACAGUCACUCCGUUCGAGAACACACAACUUUAUGACAGUGCUAAAAUCAUCGAGGAAGAACCUGAAAAAAUAGAAAUCUCCCAGGUUCGCACAGAAACUGGUGAGGUCAAAAAGGUAAAAACUACUAAGCGCGUCAUCAAAAAGGGUCCCAAGAAAGAAGUAACUGAAAUAACAACUGUCGAAAAAGAAGGCGAAGAGCCCAUCACAACAGUAACUGUUACUCCCGCGCCAGAAGAAGAACAACCAAAACCAAUCGAGACCGUGGAAUUGCCGGAAGAAGUAGCUGAAGAGACCGAAACUACUCCUGAAGGUAAGACUAUUAAAAAGAAAACUAUUAAGAGGAUCAUUAAGCGUAAGAAGGGACCAAUCACAGAGACCACACAAAUCACCACUGAACAAGAAGACGACAAAACACCAAUCAUUUCAGUACACACAAGCGAACAAUUCACAGAUGACACAGUCAUUCCAUUCGAGAACACACAACUUUAUGACAACGCUAAAAUCAUCGAGGAGGAACCUGAAAAAGUGGAAAUCUCCCAGAUUCGCACAGAAACCGGUGAAGUCAAAAAGGUAAAAACUACUAAGCGUGUCAUCAAAAAGGGUCCCAAGAAAGAACUAACUGAAAUAACAACCGUCGAAAAAGAAGGCGAAGAGCCCAUCACAACAGUAACUGUUACUCCCGCGUCAGAAGAAGAACAACCAAAACCAAUCGAGACCGUGGAACUGCCGGAAGAAGUAGCUGAAGAGACCGAAACUACUCCUGAAGGUAAGACUAUUAAAAAGAAAACUAUUAAGAGGAUCAUUAAGCGUAAGAAGGGACCAAUCACAGAGACCACACAAAUCACCACUGAACAAGAAGACGACAAAACACCAAUCAUUUCAGUACACACAAGCGAAGAAUUCACAGAUGACACAGUCAUUCCAUUCGAGAACACACAACUUUAUGACAACGCUAAAAUCAUCGAGGAGGAACCUGAAAAAGUGGAAAUCUCCCAGAUUCGCACAGAAACCGGUGAAGUCAAAAAGGUAAAAACUACUAAGCGCGUCAUCAAAAAGGGUCCCAAGAAAGAAGUAACUGAAAUAAUAACUGUCGAAAAAGAAGGCGAAGAGCCCAUCACAACAGUAACUGUUACUCCCGCGCCAGAAGAAGAACAACCAAAACCAAUCGAGACCGUGGAAUUGCCGGAAGAAGUAGCUGAAGAGACCGAAACUACUCCUGAAGGUAAGACUAUUAAAAAGAAAACUAUUAAGAGGAUCAUUAAGCGUAAGAAGGGACCAAUCACAGAGACCACACAAAUCACCACUGAACAAGAAGACGACAAAACACCAAUCAUUUCAGUACACACAAGCGAAGAAUUCACAGAUGACACAGUCAUUCCAUUCGAGAACACACAACUUUAUGACAACGCUAAAAUCAUCGAGGAGGAACCUGAAAAAGUGGAAAUCUCCCAGAUUCGCACAGAAACCGGUGAAGUCAAAAAGGUAAAAACUACUAAGCGUGUCAUCAAAAAGGGUCCCAAGAAAGAACUAACUGAAAUAACAACCGUCGAAAAAGAAGGCGAAGAGCCCAUCACAACAGUAACUGUUACUCCCGCGUCAGAAGAAGAACAACCAAAACCAAUCGAGACCGUGGAACUGCCGGAAGAAGUAGCUGAAGAGACCGAAACUACUCCUGAAGGUAAGACUAUUAAAAAGAAAACUAUUAAGAGGAUCAUUAAGCGUAAGAAGGGACCAAUCACAGAGACCACACAAAUCACCACUGAACAAGAAGACGACAAAACACCAAUCAUUUCAGUACACACAAGCGAAGAAUUCACAGAUGACACAGUCAUUCCAUUCGAGAACACACAACUUUAUGACAACGCUAAAAUCAUCGAGGAGGAACCUGAAAAAAUAGAAAUCUCCCAGGUCCGCACAGAAACUGGUGAGGUCAAAAAGGUAAAAACUACUAAGCGCGUCAUCAAAAAGGGUCCCAAGAAAGAAGUAACUGAAAUAAUUACUGUCCAAAAAGAAGGUGAAGAGCCCAUCACAACAGUCACUGUUACUCCCGCGCCAGAAGAAGAACAACCAAAACCAAUCGAGACCGUGGAACUGCCGGAAGAAGUAGCUGAAGAGACCGAAACUACUCCUGAAGGUAAGACGAUUAAAAAGAAAACUAUUAAGAGGAUCAUUAAGCGUAAGAAGGGACCAAUCACAGAGACCACACAAAUCACCACUGAACAAGAAGACAACAAAACCCCAAUCAUUUCAGUACACACAAGCGAAGAAUUCACAGAUGACACAGUCAUUCCAUUCGAGAACACACAACUUUAUGACAACGCUAAAAUCAUCGAGGAGGAACCUGAAAAAAUAGAAAUCUCCCAGGUUCGCACAGAAACUGGUGAGGUCAAAAAGGUAAAAACUACUAAGCGCGUCAUCAAAAAGGGUCCCAAGAAAGAAGUAACUGAAAUAAUAACUGUCGAAAAAGAAGGCGAAGAGCCCAUCACAACAGUAACUGUUACUCCCGCGCCAGAAGAAGAACAACCAAAACCAAUCGAGACCGUGGAACUGCCGGAAGAAGUAGCUGAAGAGACCGAAACUACUCCUGCAGGUAAGACUAUUAAGAAAAAAACUAUUAAGAGGAUCAUUAAGCGUAAGAAGGGACCCAUUACAGAAACAACACAAAUCACCACUGAACAAGAAGACGACAAAACACCAAUCAUUUCAGUACACACAAGCGAAGAAUUCACAGAUGACACAGUCAUUCCAUUCGAGAACACACAACUUUAUGACAACGCUAAAAUCAUCGAGGAGGAACCUGAAAAAGUGGAAAUCUCCCAGAUUCGCACAGAAACCGGUGAAGUCAAAAAGGUAAAAACUACUAAGCGUGUCAUCAAAAAGGGUCCCAAGAAAGAACUAACUGAAAUAACAACCAUCGAAAAAGAAGGCGAAGAGCCCAUCACAACAGUAACUGUUACUCCCGCGCCAGACGAAGAACAACCAAAACCAAUCGAGACCGUGGAACUGCCGGAAGAAGUAGCUGAAGAGACCGAAACUACUCCUGAAGGUAAGACUAUUAAAAAGAAAACUAUUAAGAGGAUCAUUAAGCGUAAGAAGGGACCAAUCACAGAGACCACACAAAUCACCACUGAACAAGAAGACGACAAAACACCAAUCAUUUCAGUACACACAAGCGAAGAAUUCACAGAUGACACAGUCAUUCCAUUCGAGAACACACAACUUUAUGACAACGCUAAAAUCAUCGAGGAGGAACCGGAAACAGUGAAAAUCUCCCAGGUUCGCACAAAAACUGGAGACGUUAAAAAGAUCAAAACUACUAAACGCAUCAUUAAAAAGGGUCCCAAGAAAGAAGUAACUGAAAUAAUAACUGUCGAAAAAGAAGGUGAAGAGCCCAUCACAACAGUAACUGUUACUCCCGCGCCAGAAGAAGAACAACCAAAACCAAUCGAGACCGUGGAACUGCCGGAAGAAGUAGCUGAAGAGACCGAAACUACUCCUGAAGGUAAGACGAUUAAAAAGAAAACUAUUAAGAGGAUCAUUAAGCGUAAGAAGGGACCAAUCACAGAGACCACACAAAUCACCACUGAACAAGAAGACAACAAAACACCAAUCAUUUCAGUACACACAAGCGAAGAAUUCACAGAUGACACAGUCACUCCGUUCGAGAACACACCACUUUAUGACAGUGCUAAAAUCAUCGAGGAGGAACCUGAAAAAGUGCAAAUCUCCCAGAUUCACACAGAAACCGGUGAAGUCAAAAAGGUAAAAACUACUAAGCGCGUCAUCAAAAAGGGUCCCAAGAAAGAAGUAACUGAAAUAAUAACUGUCGAAAAAGAAGGCGAAGAGCCCAUCACAACAGUAACUGUUACUCCCGCGCCAGAAGAAGAACAACCAAAACCAAUCGAGACCGUGGAACUGCCGGAAGAAGUAGCUGAAGAGACCGAAACUACUCCUGAAGGUAAGACUAUUAAAAAGAAAACUAUUAAGAGGAUCAUUAAGCGUAAGAAGGGACCAAUCACAGAGACCACACAAAUCACCACUGAACAAGAAGACGACAAAACACCAAUCAUUUCAGUACACACAAGCGAAGAAUUCACAGAUGACACAGUCAUUCCAUUCGAGAACACACAACUUUAUGACAACGCUAAAAUCAUCGAGGAGGCACCUGAAAAAAUAGAAAUCUACCAGGUUCGCACAGAAACUGGUGAGGUCAAAAAGGUAAAAACUACUAAGCGCGUCAUCAAAAAGGGUCCCAAAAAAGAAGUAACUGAAAUAAUAACUGUCGAAAAAGAAGGUGAAGAGCCCAUCACAACAGUAACUGUUACUCCCGCGCCAGAAGAAGAACAACCAAAACCAAUCGAGAUCGUGGAACUGCCGGAAGAAGUAGCAGAAGAGACCGAAACUACUCCUGAAGGUAAGACGAUUAAAAAGAAAACUAUUAAGAGGAUCAUUAAGCGUAAGAAGGGACCAAUCACAGAGACCACACAAAUCACCACUGAACAAGAAGACAAUAAAACACCAAUCAUUUCAGUACACACAAGCGAAGAAUUCACAGAUGACACAGUCAUUCCAUUCGAGAACAAACAACUUUAUGACAACGCUAAAAUCAUCGAGGAGGAACCUGAAAAAGUGGAAAUCUCCCAGGUUCGCACAGAAACUGGUGAAGUCAAAAACGUAAAAACUACUAAGCGCGUCAUCAAAAAGGGUCCCAAGAAUGAAGUAACCGAAAUAACAACUGUCGAAAAAGAAGGCGAAGAGCCCAUCACAACAGUCACUGUUACUCCUGCGCUAGAAGAAGAACAACCAAAACCAAUUAAGACCGUGGAACUGCCGGAAGAAAUAGCUGAAGAGACCGAAACUACUCCUGAAGGUAAGACGAUUAAAAAGAAAACUAUUAAGAGGAUCAUAAAGCGAAAGAAGGGACCAAUCACAGAGACCACACAAAUCACCACUGAACAAGAAGACGACAAAACACCAAUCAUUUCAGUACACACAAGCGAAGAAUUCACAGAUGACACAGUCAUUCCAUUCGAGAACACACAACUUUAUGACAACGCUAAAAUCAUCGAGGAGGAACCUGAAAAAGUGGAAAUCUCCCAGGUUCGCACAGAAACUGGUGAAGUCAAAAAGGUAAAAACUACUAAGCGCGUCAUCAAAAAGGGUCCCAAGAAUGAAGUAACCGAAAUAACAACUGUCGAAAAAGAAGGCGAAGAGCCCAUCACAACAGUCACUGUUACUCCUGCGCCAGAAGAAGAACAACCAAAACCAAUUAAGACCGUGGAACUGCCAGAAGAAGUAGCUGAAGAGACCGAAACUACUCCUGAAGGUAAGACGAUUAAGAAGAAAACGAUUAAGAGGGUCAUUAAGCGUAAGAAGGGACCAAUCUCAGAAACUACACAAAUGACCACUGAACAAGAAGAUGACCAAACACCAAUCGUGUCAGUACACACUAUUGAAGAAAUAACACACGACACAAUUACACCUUUUGAUGAAAAACUCUCACAUGAGAAAGCAAAAAGAGUCGAGGAAGCACCUGAGAAGGUCGAAAUCACGCAAGUACGAACCGAAACCGGUGAUGUCAAAAAGAUAAAAACUACAAAACGCGUAAUCAAAAAGGGACCUAAGGAACCGGUAACUGAGAUAACAACUAUUGAAAAGGAGGGUGAAGAACCCAUUACGACAGUGACGGUUGUCGAAGAACCAACCGAAGAACAAGCAGCACCAGUAGAGACAAUCGAGCUACCAGAAGAGGUAGCAGAAGAGUCACAAACGACGCCCGAAGGUAAGUCGGUCACUAAGAAAACUACAAAGAGAAUUAUCAAGCGCAAGAAGGGCCCACUUACAGAAACCACACAAAUCACCACUGAACAAAUUGAUGAUGAUACACCUAUCAUAUCAGUACACACAACACAAGAAAUAACAGAUGACACAACUACACCUUUCGAUGAAAAACGCACACCUAAACACGCUAUGGUCGUAGAAGAAGUUCCCGAAAAGGUCGAAAUCACGCAAGUACGAACCGAAACUGGUGAUGUUAAAAAGAUAAAAACUACAAAACGUGUAAUAAAAAAGGGACCUAAAGAACCGUUAACUGAAAUAACAACUAUUGAAAAGGAGGGUGAAGAACCCAUUACGACAGUGACUGUUGUCAAAGAACCAACCGAAGAACAAGCAACACCAGAAGAGACCAUCGAGCUACCAGAAGAGAUGGCAGAAGAGUCACAAACGACGCCCGAAGGUAAGUCGGUCACUAAGAAAACUACAAAGAGAAUCAUCAAGCGCAAGAAGGGCCCACUUACAGAAACCACACAAAUCACCACUGAACAAAUUGAUGAUGAUACACCUAUCAUAUCAGUACACACAACACAAGAAAUAACAGAUGACACAACUACACCUUUCGAUGACAAACACACACCUAAACACGCUAUGGUCGUAGAAGAAGUUCCCGAAAAGGUCGAAAUAACGCAAGUACGAACUGAAACUGGUGAUGUCAAAAAGAUAAAAAUUACAAAACGCGUAAUCAAAAAGGGUCCUAAUGAACCGGUAACUGAAAUAACAACUAUUGAGAAGGAGGGUGAAGAACCCAUUACGACAGUGACUGUUGUCGAAGAACCAACCGAAGAACAAGCAACACCAGAAGAGACCAUCGAGCUACCAGAAGAGGUGGCAGAAGAGUCACAAACGACGCCCGUAGGUAAGUCGGUCACUAAGAAAACUACAAAGAGAAUCACCAAGCGCAAGAAGGGCCCACUCACAGAAACCACACAAAUCACCACUGAACAAAUUGAUGAUGAUACACCUAUCAUAUCAGUACACACAACACAAGAAAUAACAGAUGAUACAACUACACCUUUCGAUGACAAAAACACACCUAAACACGCUAAGGUCGUAGAAGAAGCUCCCGAAAAGGUCGAAAUAACGCAAGUACGAACCGAAACUGGUGAUGUCAAAAGGAUAAAAACUACCAAACGCGUUAUCAAAAAGGGACCUAAAGAACCGGUUACUGAGAUAACAACCAUCGAAAAAGAAGGCGAAGAGCCAAUUACAACAGUGACGGUUAUCGAAGAACCAACCGAAGAACAAGCAUCACCAGAAAAGACCAUUGAGCUGCCAGAACAGUCACAAACGACGCCUGAAGGUAAGUCGGUCACUAAGAAAACUACAAAGAGAAUCAUAAAGCGAAAGAAGGGCCCACACACAGAAACCACACAAAUCACCACUGAACAAAUUGAUGAUGAUACACCUAUCAUAUCAGUACUCACAACACAAGAAAUUACAGAUGAUACAACUACACCUUUCGAUGACAAAUACACACCCAAGCACGCUAUUGUCGUAGACGAAGUCCCUGAGAAGGUCGAAGUCACUCAAGUAAGAACCGAAACUGGCGAUGUUAAAAAGGUCAAAACGACGAGACGUGUGAUCAAAAAAGGACCUAAAGAACCGGUAACUGAGAUAACAACAAUCGAAAAAGAAGGCGACGAGCCCAUUACAACAGUGUCGGUUGUCGAAGAACCAACCGAAGAACAAGCAACACCAGUAGAGACCAUCGAGCUUCCAGAAGAGGUUGCAGAAGAGACACAAACGACGCCUGAAGGUAAGUCCGUCACUAAGAAAACUACAAAGAGAAUCAUCAAGCGAAAGAAGGGCCCACUCACAGAAACCACACAAAUCACCACUGAACAAACUGAUGAUGAUACACCUAUCAUAUCAGUACACACAACACAAGAAAUAACAGAUGACACAACUACACCUUUCGAUGACAAACACACACCUAAACACGCUAUGGUCGUAGAGGAAGUUCCCGAAAAGGUCGAAAUCACGCAAGUACGAACCGAAACUGGUGAUGUCAAAAAGAUAAAAACAACAAAACGCGUAAUCAAAAAGGGACCUAAAGAACCGGUAACUGAAAUAACAACUAUUGAAAAGGAGGGUGAAGAACCCAUUACAACAGUGACGGUUAUCGAAAAACCAACCGAAGAACAAGCAACACGAGUAGAGACCAUCGAGCUACCAGAAGAGGUGACAGAAGAGUCACAAACGACGCCUGAAGGUAAGUCGGUCACUAAGAAAACUACAAAGAGAAUCAUCAAGCGCAAGGGCCCACUUACAGAAACCACACAAAUCACCACUGAACAAAUUGAUGAUGAUACACCUAUCGUAGCAGUACACACUACACACGAAAUCACAGAUGACACUACUACACCUUUCGAUGACAAAUACACACCCAAACACGCUAUUGUCGUAGACGAAGCCCCUGAGAAGGUCGAAGUCACUCAAGUAAGAACCGAAACUGGCGAUGUUAAAAAGGUCAAAACGACGAGACGUGUGAUCAAAAAAGGACCUAAAGAACCGGUAACUGAGAUAACAACAAUCGAAAAAGAAGGCGACGAGCCCAUUACAACAGUGUCGGUUGUCGAAGAACCAACCGAAGAACAAGCAACACCAGUAGAGUCCAUCGAGCUUCCAGAAGAGGUUGCAGAAGAGACACAAACGACGCCUGAAGGUAAGUCGGUCACUAAGAAAACUACAAAGAGAAUCAUCAAGCGAAAGAAGGGCCCACACACAGAAACCACACAAAUCACCACUGAACAAAUUGAUGAUGAUACACCUAUCAUAUCAGUACUCACAACACAAGAAAUUACAGAUGACACAACUACACCUUUCGAUGACAAAUACACACCCAAACACGCUAUUGUCGUAGACGAAGCUCCUGAGAAGUUCGAAGUCACUCAAGUAAGAACCGAAACUGGCGAUGUUAAAAAGGUCAAAACGACGAAACGUGUGAUCAAAAAAGGACCUAAAGAACCGGUAACUGAGAUAACAACAAUCGAAAAAGAAGGCGAAGAGCCCAUUACAACAGUGACGGUUGUCGAAGAACCAACCGAAGAACAAGCAACACCAGUAGAGACCAUCGAGCUUCCAGAAGAGGUUGCAGAAGAGACACAAACGACGCCUGAAGGUAAGUCCGUCACUAAGAAAACUACAAAGAGAAUCAUCAAGCGAAAGAAGGGCCCACUUACAGAAACCACACAAAUCACCACUGAACAAAUUGAUGAUGAUACACCUAUCAUAUCAGUACUCACAACACAAGAAAUCACAGAUGACACAACUACACCUUUCGAUGACAAACAUACACCUAAACACGCUCAGGUCGUAGAAGAAGCUCCCGAAAAGGUCGAAAUCACCCAAGUACGAACCGAAACUGGUAAUGUCAAAAAGAUAAAAACUACAAAACGCGUUAUCAAAAAGGGACCUAAAGGGCCAUUAACAGAAAUAACAACAAUCGAAAAGGAUGGUGAAGAACCCAUUACAACAGUGACGGUUGUCGAAGAACCAACCGAAGAACAAGCAACACCAGUAGAGACAAUCGAGCUACCAGAAGAGGUGGCAGAGGAGUCACAAACGACGCCUGAAGGUAAGUCGGUCACUAAGAAAACUACAAAGAGAAUCAUCAAGCGAAAGAAGGGCCCACACACAGAAACCACACAAAUCACCACUGAACAAAUUGAUGAUGAUACACCUAUCAUAUCAGUACUCACAACACAAGAAAUUACAGAUGAUACAACUACACCUUUCGAUGACAAAUACACACCCAAACACGCUAUUGUCGUAGACGAAGUCCCUGAGAAGGUCGAAGUCACUCAAGUAAGAACCGAAACUGGCGAUGUUAAAAAGGUCAAAAUAACGAGACGUGUGAUCAAAAAAGGACCUAAAGAACCGGUAACUGAGAUAACAACAAUCGAAAAAGAAGGCGACGAGCCCAUUACAACAGUGUCGGUUGUCGAAGAACCAACCGAAGAACAAGCAACACCAGUAGAGACCAUCGAGCUUCCAGAAGAGGUUGCAGAAGAGACACAAACGACGCCUGAAGGUAAGUCCGUCACUAAGCAAACUACAAAGAGAAUCAUCAAGCGAAAGAAGGGCCCACUCACAGAAACCACACAAAUCACCACUGAACAAACUGAUGAUGAUACACCUAUCAUAUCAGUACACACAACACAAGAAAUAACAGAUGACACAACUACACCUUUCGAUGACAAACACACACCUAAACACGCUAUGGUCGUAGAGGAAGUUCCCGAAAAGGUCGAAAUCACGCAAGUACGAACCGAAACUGGUGAUGUCAAAAAGAUAAAAACUACAAAACGCGUAAUCAAAAAGGGACCUAAAGGGCCAAUAACAGAAAUAACAACAAUCGAAAAGGAUGGUGAAGAACCCAUUACAACAGUGACGGUUGUCGAAGAACCAACCGAAGAACAAGCAACACCAGUAGAGACAAUCGAGCUACCAGAAGAGGUGGCAGAGGAGUCACAAACGACGCCUGAAGGUAAGUCGGUCACUAAGAAAACUACAAAGAGAAUCAUAAAGCGAAAGAAGGGCCCACACACAGAAACCACACAAAUCACCACUGAACAAAUUGAUGAUGAUACACCUAUCAUAUCAGUACUCACAACACAAGAAAUUACAGAUGAUACAACUACACCUUUCGAUGACAAAUACACACCCAAUCACGCUAUUGUCGUAGACGAAGUCCCUGAGAAGGUCGAAGUCACUCAAGUAAGAACCGAAACUGGCGAUGUUAAAAAGGUCAAAACGACGAGACGUGUGAUCAAAAAAGGACCUAAAGAACCGGUAACUGAGAUAACAACAAUCGAAAAAGAAGGCGACGAGCCCAUUACAACAGUGUCGGUUGUCGAAGAACCAACCGAAGAACAAGCAACACCAGUAGAGACCAUCGAGCUUCCAGAAGAGGUUGCAGAAGAGACACAAACGACGCCUGAAGGUAAGUCCGUCACUAAGAAAACUACAAAGAGAAUCAUCAAGCGAAAGAAGGGCCCACUCACAGAAACCACACAAAUCACCACUGAACAAACUGAUGAUGAUACACCUAUCAUAUCAGUACACACAACACAAGAAAUAACAGAUGACACAACUACACCUUUCGAUGACAAACACACACCUAAACACGCUAUGGUCGUAGAGGAAGUUCCCGAAAAGGUCGAAAUCACGCAAGUACGAACCGAAACUGGUGAUGUCAAAAAGAUAAAAACAACAAAACGCGUAAUCAAAAAGGGACCUAAAGAACCGGUAACUGAAAUAACAACUAUUGAAAAGGAGGGUGAAGAACCCAUUACAACAGUGACGGUUAUCGAAAAACCAACCGAAGAACAAGCAACACGAGUAGAGACCAUCGAGCUACCAGAAGAGGUGACAGAAGAGUCACAAACGACGCCUGAAGGUAAGUCGGUCACUAAGAAAACUACAAAGAGAAUCAUCAAGCGCAAGGGCCCACUUACAGAAACCACACAAAUCACCACUGAACAAAUUGAUGAUGAUACACCUAUCGUAGCAGUACACACUACACACGAAAUCACAGAUGACACUACUACACCUUUCGAUGACAAAUACACACCCAAACACGCUAUUGUCGUAGACGAAGCCCCUGAGAAGGUCGAAGUCACUCAAGUAAGAACCGAAACUGGCGAUGUUAAAAAGGUCAAAACGACGAGACGUGUGAUCAAAAAAGGACCUAAAGAACCGGUAACUGAGAUAACAACAAUCGAAAAAGAAGGCGACGAGCCCAUUACAACAGUGUCGGUUGUCGAAGAACCAACCGAAGAACAAGCAACACCAGUAGAGUCCAUCGAGCUUCCAGAAGAGGUUGCAGAAGAGACACAAACGACGCCUGAAGGUAAGUCGGUCACUAAGAAAACUACAAAGAGAAUCAUCAAGCGAAAGAAGGGCCCACACACAGAAACCACACAAAUCACCACUGAACAAAUUGAUGAUGAUACACCUAUCAUAUCAGUACUCACAACACAAGAAAUUACAGAUGACACAACUACACCUUUCGAUGACAAAUACACACCCAAACACGCUAUUGUCGUAGACGAAGCUCCUGAGAAGUUCGAAGUCACUCAAGUAAGAACCGAAACUGGCGAUGUUAAAAAGGUCAAAACGACGAAACGUGUGAUCAAAAAAGGACCUAAAGAACCGGUAACUGAGAUAACAACAAUCGAAAAAGAAGGCGAAGAGCCCAUUACAACAGUGACGGUUGUCGAAGAACCAACCGAAGAACAAGCAACACCAGUAGAGACCAUAGAGCUACCAGAAGAGGUGGUAGAAGAGAUACAAACGACACCUGAAGGUAAGUCGGUCACUAAGAAAACUACAAAGAGAAUCAUAAAGCGUAAGAAAGGACCACUCACGGAAACUACACAAAUCACCACUGAACAAGUAGAUGACGAAACACCUAUCAUAUCAGUACACACAACACAAGACAUUACCGAUGACACUACUACACCAUUCGAUGACAAGCACACACCCAAACACGCUAAGGUGGUAGAAGAAGCGCCUGAGAAGGUCGAAGUCACUCAAGUACGAACUGAAACUGGCGAUGUUAAAAAGGUCAAAACCACGAAACGUGUGAUCAAAAAGGGACCUAAAGAACCGGUAACUGAGAUAACAACAAUCGAAAAAGAAGGCGAAGAGCCCAUUACAACAGUGACUGUUGUCGAAGAACCAACCGAAGAACAAGCAACACCAGUAGAGACCAUCGAGCUUCCAGAAGAGGUGGCAGAAGAGACACAAACGACGCCUGAAGGUAAGUCGGUCACUAAGAAAACUACAAAGAGAAUCAUCAAGCGAAAGAAGGGCCCACUCACAGAAACCACACAAAUCACCACUGAACAAGUAGAUGACGAAACACCUAUCAUAUCAGUACACACAACACAAGAAAUUACAGAUGACACAACUACACCUUUCGAUAACACACACACACCCAAACACGCUAAGGUCGUAGAAGAAGCUCCUGAGAAGGUCGAAAUCACGCAAGUACGAACCGAAACUGGUGAUGUUAAAAAGAUAAAAACUACGAAACGCGUUAUCAAAAAGGGACCUAAAGAACCGGUUACUGAGAUAACAACUAUUGAAAAGGAGGGCGAAGAACCCAUUACAACAGUGACGGUCGUCGAAGAACCAACCGAAGAACUAGCAACACCAGUAGAGACCAUCGAGCUACCAGAAGAGGUGGCAGAAGAGACACAAACGACGCCUGAAGGUAAGUCGGUCACUAAGAAAACUACUAAGAGAAUCAUAAAGCGUAAGAAGGGACCACUGACAGAAACUACACAAAUCACCACUGAACAAGUAGAUGACGAAACACCUAUCAUAUCAGUACACACAACUCAAGAAAUUACAGAUGACACAACUACACCUUUCGAUAACACACACACACCCAAACACGCUAAGGUCGUAGAAGAAGCUCCUGAGAAGGUCGAAAUCACGCAAGUACGAACCGAAACUGGUGAUGUUAAAACGAUACAAACUACCAAACGCGUUAUCAAAAAGGGACCUAAAGAACCGGUUACUGAGAUAACAACUAUUGAAAAGGAGGGUGAAGAACCCAUUACAACAGUGACGGUUGUCGAAGAACCCACUGAAGAACUAGCAACACCAGUAGAGACCAUCGAGCUACCAGAAGAGGUGGCAGAAGAGACACAAACGACGCCUGAAGGUAAGUCGGUCACUAAGAAAACUACAAAGAGAAUCAUAAAGCGUAAGAAGGAACCACUCACAGAAACUACACAAAUCACCACUGAACAAGUAGAUGACGAAACACCUAUCAUAUCAGUACACACAACACAAGAAAUUACAGAUGACACAAUUACACCUUUCGAUAACACACACACACUCAAACACGCUAAGGUCGUAGAAGAAGCUCCUGAGAAGGUCGAAAUCACGCAAGUACGAACCGAAACUGGUGAUGUUAAAAAGAUAAAAACUACCAAACGCGUUAUCAAAAAGGGACCUAAAGAACCGGUUACUGAGAUAACAACUAUUGAAAAGGAGGGCGAAGAACCCAUUACAACAGUGACGGUCGUCGAAGAACCAACCGAAGAACUAGCAACACCAGUAGAGACCAUCGAGCUACCAGAAGAGGUGGCAGAAGAGACAAAAACGACGCCCGAAGGUAAGUCUGCCACUAAGAAAACUACAAAGAGAAUCAUCAAGCGUAAGAAGGGAACACUCACAGAAACUACACAAAUCACCACUGAACAAGUAGAUGACGAAACACCUAUCAUAUCAGUACACACAACACAAGACAUUACAGAUGACACAACUACACCUUUCGAUAACACACACACACCCAAACACGCUAAGGUCGUAGAAGAAGCUCCUGAGAAGGUCGAAAUCACGCAAGUACGAACCGAAACUGGUGAUGUUAAAAAGAUAAAAACUACUAAACGCGUUAUCAAAAAGGGACCUAAAGAACCGGUUACUGAGAUAACAACUAUUGAAAAGGAGGGUGAAGAACCCAUUACAACAGUGACGGUCAUCGAAGAACCAACCGCAGAACUAGCAACACCAGUAGAGACCAUCGAGCUACCAGAAGAGGUGGCAGAAGAGACAGAAACGACGCCUGAAGGUAAGUCGGUCACUAAGAAAACUACAAAGAGAAUCAUAAAGUGUAAGAAGGGACCACUUACAGAAACUACACAAAUCACCACUGAACAAGUAGAUGACGAAACACCUAUCAUGUCAGUACACACAACACAAGAAAUUACAGAUGACACAACUACACCUUUCGAUAACACACAUACACCCAAACACGCUAAGGUCGUAGAAGAAGCUCCUCAAAAAGUACAAAUAACGCAAGUACGAACUGAAACUGGUGACGUUAAAAAGAUGAAAACGGUAGUUUUAGUAGAUGACGAAACACCUAUCAUACUAGUACACACAACACAAAAAAUUACAGAUGACACAACUACACCUUUCUAUAACACUCACACACCCAAACACUCUAAGGUCGUAGAAGAAGCUCCUGAAAAUGUAGAAAUCACGCAAGUACGAACUGAAACUGGUGAUGUUAUAAAGAUGAAAACUACUAAACGCGUUAUCAAAAAGGGGCCUAAAGAACCGGUUACUGAGAUAACAACUAUUGAAAAGGAGGGCGAAGAACCCAUUACAACAGUGACGGUCGUCAAAGAACCAACCGAAGAACAAGCAACACCAGAAGAGACCAUCGAGCUACCAGAAGACAUUGUAGAAGAGAUUCAAACGAGGCCUGAAGAUCUUGAACCUGUAGGUCCCAGUUCGGUGGAUGAAAAGAAGAGUAAGAAGCCAAAGAAGAAAGAGAAGACAGAACCUACUUCAAGCAAGCCGAUAGAAGAAAAGCCUGUUGAAGACAAUGAAGUCAUAGCACAAAAUCGUGAAAUAAAACAACCCAAGCCACUGAAGAAAAAAUUGAUACCGUUGAAAAUUGAAAGGAUAUCUAUGGAUGUUAAUAAAGCCCAGUUUGCUGAACAAGUCGAAGGACCACAAUUCAUAAAAUUAAAGUUGAAAAAGCCUGUCCAAAAACCUAAAUCAGAACAGUCAACAGUAACUCUACCUAAAUUCCAGUUAAAAAGUCGCAUUAAACACAUAACCGACUGGCCACCUGAAGAAUUACGACCAAUGAUCAGUUACAUGAACAGUGUCCGUCAAAAUGGGGAGCUGUCAAGAAACAUUAAGGAAGCAGCUAAAAUUAAGAAAAAGCCUCUGAAACUUAAGAAAAUUGAUGCAGAAAAACCCGACUUGGAAAAGCCAGAAGAAUUCGAAUUUACUUCAAAUAAGGAUGUUCCCGAAAAAAUACAGGAAACCCCAAAAGAUACGCCCGAUGAAAAGAAAACAGAGCCUGCUGACACUUCUAAAGAUCAAACAGAAAAGGUGGUACAAAAACCAGAUAACGCAGAAAAACCUAAGAAAGCGAAACCAAAACUUAUUCCACAAAAAAUAGAAAGGAAAGUUCUUGAAAUGGAGAAACCACAGCACGCUGAAAGUGUUGAUGCACCUCAAUUUAACCAAAUUAAGCUUAAGAAGACUGUCGCGAAACCCAAGCAAGAUAGCUCCAACGUAUCUCUUCCUAAGUUCCAGCUAAAAAGUCGUAUAAGAUACGUGACAGAUUGGCCCCCAAAUAUUAUUGAGCCUGCCAUAAGCUUUUUAGGUAGUGUUCGUCAGAAUGGAAUACUAUCGAGAAAUGUACAGGAAGCUGCUAAAAUUAAGAAAAAACCCAUCAAACAACCUAAGUUACCAGAGGCUGUAAAAACUGAACUUGAAAAACCCAGUUUUGGCCGGGAAGAUAUAGUAGAAGCAGUAAAGCAAAGCGUUCCGGAGGAGGAUGAAGUUUCUAUUGAGGAACCAAAGGACGAGCAUGCUGAAUUCACCAUAAACAGGCGUCCGAGUGUCAAAAUACACGAAGAAAUUGUCGAUGAAGUAACAAUAAAGAAGAAAUUGAAACCAACAAGGAAACCCUCUGUCACGUUGCCCGAAAUAACAGAACCAGAAACAGUUACAUUCAGGCCUAAAUCAACUAAAACAAAGGAAGACGUCGAACAAGAGUUCAACAUUCAACUAGAUUCAUAUGCUGAGGAGGAAAUUUCUAUGUCAAGUAAAGUAAAAUUAAAGCCACAAAGACAACCAACGUUUAGCGAAGAAGCUGGAGAAGCUUCAAUUAAGUUCUACGAAGAAGAAGAUGGCCCAGAUGUGGUGGAAAUAAUAGAAAGCGACGAUGAAAAGGAGGACGAAACAGCGAACGUAAUGAUGCCAAUGAAAAAGAAGCCAAAGAAACAUGUUACUGAAAGUUCUGAAGAUGUCAGCGUGACGAUGACUAAACCAAAGUCCUUUGAUAGAUCAGAAAUCAUAGAAGAUGUAAACAUAAAACUGGAGAGAAAACCCAAAUAUGUAAUUGAUGAUCAAGAAGAAGUUACCUUUGACGUAAAACCGCAAAUGGAGCAUUUUUCGACGGAAGAAUUGUCUUUGUCGAGUAAAAUAAAACUGAAACCGAAGAAAAAAGUGGUUGUGUCUGAAGCAGCUGACGAGCAUUCUAUACAGCUAACUCAAGAAAUCGAAGACGACAGUCAGGCAGAAGAAAUUAUACUUAGCGAUGUCGAGUCUGAAGAAAAUGUACAAAUGUUUAUCAAACGUAAACCUAAGAAACCUACAUAUGAAGUCAGUGAGGUAGAAGAAUUGAGCGUGGAACUUAAGCCAAAAAGAAUGAAUGAAAUUGAAUUUGAGGAAGAACAGUUAACAAUUUUAGCUAAACGAAAGCCAAGGAAACCAUCGCAACUUCAAGAAGCCGAGGCCUCAAUGAAAAUUUCAAGGGAAAUCGAUUUCCCAGACACUCCACUCGAUGUACGAAGUGGCGAUACUGUCUUUGCGGUAUACUCGUAUGUAGCAGAAACAGAUGAGGCUAUCAACCUUGUCGAAGGCGAACGUUUAUACAUAUUGGAAACAACGAACCAGGACUGGUGGUUUGUCUGCAAACACCUCACUGAAGAAAAAGGUUUCGUUCCUGCGCAAUAUUUAAUGGAUGAAGAAAACUAUACAUUAUACCUGCAAAAGAAACUAAAUGAGAAGAUUGAUAAGCUGCCAGUAUUUGAAAAACCUACACCCGAAGAACAAGCCGUAGCUCCUAUAUUCGUAGAGAAAUUACGUCCAAAACAUACUCCAGAUGGUUCAACAGUGCAAUUUGAAUGUCAAGUGGAAGGAUUCCCAAGACCACAGAUUACGUGGUUCAGGCAAACCGCUAUCAUUAAACCAUCUCAAGAUUUUCAAAUGUACUACGAUGAUGACAAUGUCGCCACUUUGGUUAUUAGGGAAGUUUUUCCUGAAGAUGCAGGAACGUUUACCUGUGUGGCUAAAAACGCCGCAGGCUUUGCGUCUAGUACUACGGAACUCAUAGUAGAAGCACCUCUCUCAGAUCAUGGAUCGGAAAUGACAAUUUUAUCCAGAAAAAGUCUAUCGAGGGAAUCGUCUUUGGCUGAUAUUUUAGAAGGUAUACCACCGACUUUCUCUAAGAAACCAAAGGCUCAAUAUGUCAACGAAGGCUCACAAAUCUUCCUAGAAUGCAGACUCGUAGCAAUUCCAGAACCAGAUAUAGCAUGGUUUUUCAAAGGAGAAGAAAUUGUCCCUGAUGAAAAUAUUUCUAUAGCUACAGAGUCCGACAUGCACAUGUAUUGUAGUGUUCUAAAAAUAUCAAAUGUCAAGAAACUGCAAGAAGGUACUUAUACAGUACUAGCCGUUAAUAGAGAAGGAGAAGCCAGUCUGCCUAUAGUUCUUAAGAUAAAAACGGGCCAAAAAGAGAAACCUCAGGUUAUAGAACCAUUGAAAAGCUUAACAAUAAGAGAAGGUGAAAGUGUAGUUCUUUCUGCUCAAGUGGUUGGCAACCCUCAACCUACUGUAACGUGGUAUCGAAACAAUAAACCCAUACCAUCUCUGCCUACAAAAUCCGAUGGCGAGACCCACACAGUAACAAUAAUUAAACCUCGAAAAGGAAAGGAUGAUGGCGUGUAUACAAUCAAGGCUGUCAAUAGUGAAGGAUCUGCUGAAACAAGUGCCGUUAUCACUAUUGAAGAACCGACAGAAGAAAACGCAGAGCCACCAUUAUUUAUAAACAGGUUCCAGGAAAUUACAGUCAAAGAAAAGGGUACUAUUAAACUGUCUGCUAAAGUCACUGGAAAUCCAGUUCCUUCGAUUACAUGGUACAGAAAUAAUAAAAUUAUCACUCCUUCGGAAACUGUAACUCAGAACUUCGACGGUGAGAAUAUUGAAUUGGUGAUAGCUAACGUAGAUUCCGAAAUAGACUCCGGAGAUUACAAAUGUGUAGCAUCAAACAGUGCUGGCAAAGCAUCGCAUGGAGCACGGGUUACUAUUGAUGUAGAAAAGGUCACAUUUGUCAAAAAGUUAAGAAACACUUACGAAACUGAAGAAGGUAAAACAAUAAUUUUAGAAUGUCAGACUUCUCAUACAGUAUCUACAAAAUGGUAUCAUAAUGAUAAAGAACUGAGCGGAAUGGAUCAUAGAGAAAUAAUACAAGAGGGGCGUACCCAUAAACUCCGUAUUAAAAAGACGAAAUUAACAGAUAAAGGUGUAAUUAAAUGUGUAGUAAAAGACCAAGAAACCAAUGCAAAACUUCAAGUACAUGAAACAAUUCCGGAAUUCACCCGAAGGCUGCAAGACUUUGAAGUAAAAGAGAAAGAUGUGGCUAUAUUAGAGGUUGAAAUAAAUUCUGAGACAGCAGAUGUUGUUUGGGAAAGAGAUGGUGAAAAAAUCAAAGCGAAGAAAAAUAAAUACGAACUAGAAAAGCGCGGUAAUGUCCGAAAACUGCUUAUACGAAACACUUCAGUUCAUGACGAAGGUGAAUAUACUUGCAUUCUUCGGGACGAUAUGUGUACUGCAGAAGUAACAGUAGUAGAAUUGCCACCUGAAAUAAUUUCACGCCUUCAAGACCAAAAAGUUAACAAAGGAAACAAAGCCACAUUUGAUAUCGAGCUAACGAAAGGUGACGCCUUAGUGCAAUGGUUUAAAGAUGGAGAAGAAAUUCAGUUUUCUAACCAUAUGCAACUUACAAUUGAUGGUAAAAAACAAAAAUUGAAAAUAUACGAUUGUGACGAUGACGAUGCGGGGGAAUAUGCUUGCGAAGUCGGAAGCGACAGAUGCUCUGCUAAACUUGUGGUAGAAGAACCUUCGGUAGAUUUUACUCUUCGGCUUCCGGAAGUGAUUACAGUUCCUGCAAAUACUGAUGCGUACCUCACAGUUGAAAUACCAGAUGAAAAUUACAGUGUCACCUGGUAUAAAAAGAAAACCGUCAUAGGAGAUACAGAGAAGUUUACUUUAAUAUCCGACGUUAAAAAGCGUACUCUCAUAAUUAGGAACUGUACUGAAGAAGAUCAAACCGAAUAUACAGUUUCUUUAUUAGACGCAAAAUGUUCGACCAAAUUAAAAGUUGAAGUUCUCGAAUCUCCACCCAAAAUACUUGAUUUCGAGAGUGAAUACAAAAUAAAGAGAGGUGGUGACGUAACCCUUUUAGUUCAAUAUGAAGCACUACCACAACCAGCAGACGAAUGGGUGGUGAAUUCUAAGAUAAUUAAGAAAACGAAGCAUACAAAACCAUCUAUUGAUUCUGAAAGUGCUAGUCUAACUAUUAAAAAAGUUGAAAAUACUGAUGCUGGAACAUACAAACUACGUCUUAUCAACAACUCUGGUGAAGCUGAAGUAGAAAUAAACGUAGUGGUCAUGGAUAUUUCAUCGCCACCAGGAAAACCCACGCCAUUAGAAACAGAUGAUACGUCAAUAAAUAUAUGUUGGAAUGAACCGGAAAAUAACGGAAACUCCGUAAUAAUAUGUUACAUCGUUGAGUACCAGGAAAUAAAUACAACAGAGUGGAUAUCUAUUGAAAAUGUAACAAAAACUCAACAUUGUGUAGACAACCUAAAAACUAAAUCUUCAUAUAGGUUUAGAAUAUUUGCAGUCAAUGAAGUAGGCGUUAGCGAAGCUUCAGAUAUAUCGGAAUAUGUGGUAGUUGAACAGGUGACGAAGAAACAGCCACCUUCGGUAGAGAAACCACUAAAAGAUAUUGUCAUAGGACCUAAUGAAGAUAUAGAAUUAUCGUGUAUUUUCGGUGGCAUACCACAGCCUAAGGUGGUAUGGUCUAAGGAUGGUAAAAAGCUUAAAACUGCUAAAGCUAGUUAUGAUAACAGAGUAGCGACUCUUGUUGUCACUUCCACGUUAACUUCAGAAGGGCAAUACAAGUGUACCGCUUCUAACGAACUUGGUGAAGUAGAAACAACGUGUAUCCUAGAGAUUCAACAAAAACCAAUCAUAAUUGUGUCCGAAGAAGAAAUAAACCAAAGGCACAAAGUAGAUGAAGAAUGGUCUGUAACUGCUACUUUCGAAGGUAUACCGAAGCCCAACAUAAUAUGGUAUAGAAACGGAACUAGAAUAGAGAGUAGUAAAGAAUUGGAAAUAAUUACUACAGAGACAACAAGUAUUAUAAGGAUACGUAAACUGAAUCGAUCACAUUCAAGCAAAUAUACUGUGGAGGCACAAAACAAAGCGGGCAGUAGUUCAGUAGAACUAUCGCUUAAAGUUUACGACAAACCUAGCAGGCCCGAGGGCCCUGUGAUAAUGAGAGAGAUUAGUCGGGAAUCUGUAACCAUUGAAUGGAAGCCUCCCGUCGAUGACGGCGGCUUAGAACUAACUAAAUAUGCCAUUGAAAAACACGAGCCGGACACAAACGAGUGGGUGAAGGUGGCAGACGUCGAUAAGGCUGUAGAAACAUACUGCAUACAGCGACUGAACGAGAACUGCGAGUAUAUGUUCCGAGUGAUGGCCCAGAAUCCGAUUGGAUACUCUGAAGCAUUAGAGAGCGAGCCUAUAGUCAUAAAGCACGCUUUAGAUGUACCAUCUCCACCUCUGGGACCCCUUGGUAUCUACGGUAUCAGCAGUGAUUCGUUGACAAUAACCUGGUACCCCUCCGAGAAGAACGGCGGCUCCCCAAUCCUCGACUACAGCGUGGAAAUCAAACAAGAAGGCAAAAAAUGGAAACACGUCGCUACAGUGACCAAGACGACGGCCAAAAUAGAAAAGUUGGCCGCCAACGUCACGUAUGAGUUUAGAAUAUGCGCUAGAAACGAGAUUGGUAGCAGCCUACCAUACAUUUCAGAUGAAAAAGUGACAAUAGGACAGACGCGCUCCCCGCCGUCUCAGCCGCUAAAGUUCGUGAUCAAGGAUGCCACGUCGAGGUCUGUCACGCUACAAUGGGCUGCGCCGGAGAGCGACGGUGGAAGCGCCAUAACCAAUUACAUAAUAGAAUACAAGACUGUGAAAGGUAGUUCAUGGAGCAAGGUUAUAACCGUUGGAGGCUCAGUAUACGAGCACUGCAUAGAGAAUAUCAAGGACAAGGAGAUUGUGUUUAGGAUAUCCGCCGAGAAUGCAAUCGGAGUUGGUCCUGCUACCGAGUCACAGAUGGUACACUUGGAAAAGCAUGCAACUGUGCCAUCACCGCCGACGGCACCGCUUGAGAUAAGAACGGUCGGCAGCAACAUCGUGAUGACGUCCUGGGGCACGCCCGAAUGGGACGGAGGUGCACCCCUGCAGGGCUACAACAUCGCCAUCCGUGACGUCACCAAGACUAUGUGGAUGGAGGUCGGCAAAGUCGACGCGAACACGCUCAAGUUCAAUAUCAGGGAUCUGAGCGAGGACCAUACGUAUAUGAUUAGGAUAUACGCGAGAAACGAGAUAGGGAUUAGCGAGCCACUCGAAUCUGAUGAACCAUUCAAGGUCCUGCCUGGAGAAGGAGAAUCACACGGCGACGAGGAGCUAGGCGAGCACACGGAAGCGACGGAGCCCACGUCGUUCAGCACGCAGACCACGACCUCGUGGAUGCGGGAGCACAACAUGGACGCAGACAUCCGCUCCUACGCGCGCGGCUCGCUGCUGCGCCGCGACGAGUACUUCUUCAGGAUAUGGCACUACGCCAAACAGCUCUUCAAGUGACAACAACACCGCACCGAACCAGCACCUGUGAUAUUUAAAACGACAUAGUUCGCGGAUAGUAGAAGCGUCCAUCCUUUUAUAAUUUUAUAACAGUUUUUGUAGCGAUACAUACAUAAUUUAUUUUAGAUAAGCUUAAUUUAUUUAUUUAUUUUAAUUUAUUGCCUGACACGAUUUGAGUCCCAUCCGAUACCGUUGGGAGACGUGUUAAAUAUAGGUGCAAAAUAUUUAUUCGAUAAAUCGAAUGAGGCUCGAAUUUACGUCAGGUUUAAUUUGAAAUUGAAUAUUAUUUAUUAUAUAAGUGCAAUUAUGAAA